GCAAUUGAGCUGAAGGGCAUUUCAUCUUAAGACCGAUGGCUGACCCUGUGCCAAUAAAACAAUGUUAAAACUGAACCAUUAGGUAAGUGUUCUCUGUCUACUCUACUCCUCUGCCAAAGCUUUCCCCGUCACUCUUGGCUGGCAUUUUUGAGAGCUUCAUGUUCACUAUGUUGCCAACUUCCACGCUCAGGCUUCUCUGAGCUGUAGAUAACACAAUUUGGGUAAACAAAUUUAGCUCUUAUUGCUUGUCACAUUGUUUUCACUACCUCAGAGUCAAAGAACAAAUCAAAGUACCCAUCAUUAACCACAUAUUGUAUUUAUAUUGAUUGCGUAUUCUAAUGAACUGCAAGUCAAUGAGCCUUUUAAUUGUUUUUGGUGUUAUGCACGAAGCAAAAUUAUGCUGUCUUUUAUUGUUCACUGGAGUUUAAUGUAAGGAUAGACUUUAAAAGGUAAGGUGACACUUUAUCUAUGCUGUGUUAUUUGGCUCCAUAGCAUUUGAUUGUGUACCGUUAGAUGUGAUAUUGCUGUGAUGUGGGUGGCAAAAUAUGUGAGCUUGCAAAUUCCAACCACGACUCCAACAAGCUUUUACUGUAAAAUGCCUCCUGGAAACAUCUGAUUCACACUUCCAUCAAUUUGGGUGAAACAAGCCUCAUCCUGAGGCAUAUUUAAUUUUUCAGUAAAAUCUGUUUUCAUAUAGUCGUUCUUUUGGUUUUGAGCCUUAUAAUAAUUCUUAGCAGUGGCAGUCUUUCCAUAAGACAAAUCCUUCUCAGAACAGCUCAGAAAACCUUGGCAAAAAUAACAUCAUCAUCCAUUUCAAGUGGAUGCUGGAGGCUUUCUUGGAACUUGUUUCACGGUUAUUUAUGGUGCGGCAUUCAAAUCAGAAAAAACAGUAAACAAUUAUUUGCCAAAUACUGCUUGUUGGAAGCCUGGCUCAAUAGCCUCUUUAGAUCUCUCUACAGAGAACAGCUUGUUUUUCCUCAUCUCUCUGUCUCUCUCAAGACCUCUAAUCCUUCUCCAUUGUCUCUCGGUGCUAGUUUAUGGAAAGGAAGGACGUGAACAGACAGGGAAAGCAGACACCAUAAUUUGAAAAUUAAAACCAGUGUUAAAAAUCCAAAAUUCGUCUUCUCUUCCAAAUCCUUUUCUCAUGUUCGAAUGAUACAGUGUGUUUUUGCUCUGUUACUCACUUUGUUGCAAUCUUUUUAAAAGGUAUGGAUGAGUAAUAAAUUCCAACUAUUUAAAUGCUCACAAAUAGCUUUGCAUGAUAUGACACAAACAUAUAUUCCUUUUUUUUUUUGCUUUACCUUAUUCCCCAGGGAUACAAGGAUUUCAUCUAAUCACAUCCUCAAGGCCCCACUAUUCUUAUUAUUACAGUAUGUGCACAGGCAGUUAUAUGAUUCACAGGGAUAAAGUGCUGCUUUUUUUUUCAUUGGAUUUGGAUUCUGUCAUGUCUCAAUUUAAAAUCAAGUACAAAAUUGUCUUAGGAAAUGAUGAGUGUUGUCAUUUAUAAUAAUCAACUUCAUUAUUCUCUCUCCAAAGACACUUUUUAAAGAUUUGUAUUGGUCAAGAACAAAUAAUUUAUUGAAUUACAACAUAAAUUAUAAUGUUUGCUAUAAGAAAUUUAAUGGUUGUAUUCAUUAUCAUUAAAAAAAAGAACUAGCAGACUAUAAUUAUGGCAAAGCUUAUCAUUAACAAAAACUUUUGAUAACUUUUCAAUUAAUUCAAAUUAGUUUGUGACAAAUAUUGGCUAUACAAAUUGUUUUAAUAAUAGAUGGUCAAAUAAAUGGUCUUAAUUCAUCAGUGGCUAAACUUUAUCACUGUCACAAUGAUAGAAUAUGUGCUCUAACAGAAAACUGCCAAUACCAAUUGCUCCAACAAAUGGCUAUUUUAUUAAAUUGAUAUUUAAUAAUAGCACAAUAAACAGUCAGGUUGAGGGGGACCUUUAGUUUGGGGUUGAUUUGGGUGCCUUCUGUAGACAGUGUUACCUCUUCUCUCUUUGCUUAUCUCAAAAUAAUUAUUCGCCUGCUAUGAUCACCAAAAUGUCAAUGAGCAUAUUUGCUGUGGAAAAAGUAAAAGGGAUGAAAACUCCUGAAACCUUGCUCUACCACCUUUACAGUGAUAGUCUUCAGAAAUACCGCCUGGACAAACCUCUAAACUCAACGAGGCAUCAGGCUACUGCUAAUAUCAGAAUGUUUCAGAACACAUGUGCUUUACUAUAUGCAUAGGGGAGAGAGGGGUAAGUUGAGCCACCUCCUGUUGCUUGGAAAUGGUAAAAGAAAUUGAUCAUGUGACCAAAUAUUUAGGAGAUGGGCAUCAAUUCAUGGAGUCUGUGAAGGUUAGAAGCACAUGGAUGGAGGGGUUCGACAUUUAUUUCUUGAAAUUCUUGAAAUUGAAUUAAGUCUGAAUUGUGUUCAGACCAAAAAAGAUCAUUUUAAAUUUGUUUUAUACAUCAAUUGUGGUAUCUAUGAGCGAAAACAUGAGGUCAAAAACCUAGCAUAAAAGUCCACCAUUUUAGCUUAGAGGACUAAUUAAGUCAUCAUAGUAGUUCUGGGGUAAGUUGAGCCAGUGGCUUAACUGAGAAAGUAAAGGAGUCUCAUGAGAGGAUCAGAGUUUCAGUUCAGAUUGUUGAAAUGUGUUACUUUUUCUUUUCAAAAACACAGCUGUGAAUAUUCUGAAUCACUUAAAGACAUUCUCAUGUUAAAAUAGUUCUUUACAAAACAGCUUUUUAGCACUUAUAUGCAAUAAUAAUAAUAAUAAAUAGUUGAAUAGUGUAAAUUGACCGUAGGAGACCACUUUUUUUGGCAUGCUGUAUUAUCAAAACGGUUCUGUUUACACUAAUUCUGUUGGUUUGCAGGGAUGCACAACAGCCUGAAAUAUAUGCAGAUACACUCGUUAGAGACAAAACUAUGAUUGCCUUGAUGUAGUGAUCCCAAAUAUGAAAAAUGGCUCAUCUUUCGCCACUCUUUUCAUACACAUUUUUAAGACUGUCGGCCUACUGGAGGAGUUGUUUGCUUGUUUCCACAACCAUCGGUCAAGCUGGCUCGGUCGCGUGACCUCAUACCACCCCGAAUGGCUAAAACUAUUCAAUAACUUUCACUUUCUUUGCGCAGCUAUGGUCAAAAUGUAACAAAUAUAUCGCUAAAAAUACAAUUCUGUAUCACUCAAAUGCAACAUAAACCAAAGACACUCAUCGCAUUUACAAAGCAUUACAGCUGCGAUGAUUUUCUCUUCACCUGCUGCCUCUGGUUUGGAGUCCUCGAGUGUUUCCUUGUCGAACUGGUUUUCUCUCUCCAACCUCUGUGUGUCUCUGCAGCUCUCACACACACUGGAGACUACAAGCAGGAAGUAGAAAAAAGAAGACGGACGCCUAUGAAAACAAGGAAGUAAACGCAGUCGGAUCGAAGUGUCCCCCUUAUUGCUGUAAAGUGACAGCAAUUCUGUCGACAGCUAUUUACAGAGCAUUAAAGCACUGAGGCUGCGCUACGGAAGUUAGCCGUCAAGCUAAUUAGUCCAGCUCUGACACCACUUAAUCUCUAUAGGGACAAAAAAAAAGGAAAAGCAGAAGGGAGAGAAGGCAUACACAAGUAAGUAAGUAGCCUACACUACAGUGAGUUUCAACCUGCUAAACCCCACAGGAUGACGGUAGUGUUUUUCCAGUGUUGUUGUGUGAGGAAGAGGUUGUGUGUGAGUCAGAGACAGAAAUACCACAGAGGUGUUGGGGAAAGGGGAGGGGGUCUGUGUAUUACAGCUCUUUUUCUACCGGUUGUUUGUGUCAGCAGUGGGAAAGAGUACACAAACAGAGCUCAGGAGAGGAAGGCUCCAGGAGAAAAUAAAAAAGAAGUCUCCUUAUGUGUGUCUGUGCACAGCAGUCUCUCCACAUUCUUUCAGGUUCACUCCUGCAAAAGUGGAGGGGAGGAGGGAAAAAGAGGAGGAAGGGAGAAACAAGGCAUGAAAAGGUCAAGGCCUGGUGACAUGCUAAGGGAGGUGAAAGUUGGAGUGCGGGGGUGUGCGGUCAGGGCAGAAGUGCAGCAGUUCACACUCAGCACGUUUAGUUUGUGAGGCAGUAAACAAACUGUGUUUGCAUACAAAGACAGUCUAAAGACUGCAGAUGGGAUCCUCCUGUUACCAUAGCUUGUGUCAUGGUGUUUCCUCCUGUGGACUUGUGCUGCAUUCCAGUUGUACUCGGAAGUUGGGACAGUGCGUUAACAGUAAAGAAUAACAGUACAAGCUCUCGUAAUGUAUUAUUUAUUAGCACUUCUGUUUUGUUUUUGUGAAAUUAAAAAAGUGGUAUAUGUUGUACUGCCGAACGUCUACUUGUGAACACGGUGCUAUGGUGUUUGUAAGAGUAAAAUACUGUGUUAUGGGUUGUUUACAACUGAUAUCGCUAACAACAACUAACAUCAGCUAACGACAGAUGACAAUUGUAAACAACAGCUAACAACGGGUAACUGUAGGCAUCCAUCUUGGUUUUCUGACUUGUUAACUGGAACACCAUCAACUCGGGUUUAACGUCAUUCCCAGCUCUGACAUCUGACUUCCGAGGUAACUGGAACGCAGCAUAAGGCUCCCUCCAUACAUCAUCUGUUGUGGGAAAAUUGUAGCUAUCAGAUGAGAUUAGUCCCAAGGAGCUUGGACUUUCCCCAGCGUAAAUUUUAGAGCUGUUCACAGAAGGUCACGGCUAUUAAUAACCUGUUCUCUCCUCUGUUUGUCUCCUACAAGACUUACUCCUCUUAUCCCCAGAAUUAUCAGCCACCAUGGACCACAAAGGGGAACCCCAGGAAGGAGCUAUGGGGCUGAAACUGGAGGAGCUGCCGCAGAUGGAUGGGUCAUGUGAUGCGUGUGAGCCUGACGAGGCCCAGCCGGCCACACAAGUUUGCCACACCUGCGGUUUCGCCUUCUGCCCUGUCCAUGCUGACAGACAUGCCACAAGCACACAUCACCCGCUAAUGCCUUAUAACCAUGAGGGGGCUCAAGCUAAUGGACUUGGCAGAAACAGAGACUCCAAUAGAGUUGAAGGUGAAGAAGAGGAUGCGGGUGCAAAAGGGGCUGCAGGAGUAGGUGCAGAUCAAGAAAUGGAACUGCUUGGAGUUGCAAUGGCUAAUGCAGGCGUGCAUGGUGGUGAUGCUGGGAAUAAAGAUGUACCGAUGGAGGCAGAGCUUGGUGAUGAAGCAGAGGGUGCAGAGGCAGGGCAGGAAGCUGCUGGAGAGGCGGGCAAGAGAGACACAGUGACAGUAGAGAGGCUGCGCUGCAAAGAGCACGGACAGGAAGGCUCCCUCUACUGCAAACCAGACGAGAAGAUAAUCUGUGUAGUGUGUGCGGUGCAAGGCGAGCACAAAGAGCAUGAGAUCAUCACGCUGCAUGAGGCCUAUGUGUGGCAGAAGGUUAGUGGGACACAACAGACAGGACAGCUCUGUUUGAUUUGGUUUAUCCCCUCUAAUGGGCUUUAUUACAAUACUAUGCUCCACAAAAUGUGCACUCUUGUAACGUAUAGCAUUAUGUAUUCAGAUCAUCGCCUAUCCGGUUUGCAUUUCUAAUUCAGCAUUAAGUAGUAUGCCAAUAGCCAAAGGCCGUGUAGUCUGUAAGUCAACUCACCAGGGCUCAGUGAGAGCUGUGUGUGAUAUUUUAAACCUAACAAUGUCUUGUGAUUCCCUGGUGUCAUUAUAAAAUUUAUUCAGUUCCACUGUUUGAUGAAUAACUUAUGUCAGUAAAAGGUAGAUUAAAUUUAAACAUUAUAUACAUAUGUACUUGGCUUGAUGUCUACCCCCAUUUCCCAGAUGUCUCUCUGUUCCCAGCGGAUUUAGAAUGUCCAGGGACUAACCAGUCGCUCAUUACAGCAAUGCAGGCGGUCCAGUAAGCUGCAGAAUUUCUCCACCAUGAUUACUGUCAUCAGUUCUGCACGGCAUACCGUUUGGGAUGAUUACAGCAUCAUUUAGUGUCUGAUGUUAUCAGGACACUGAACACAUUCGGACCGUGUUAUUGCACAGAGGACCAAUUAACAGGGUGUGAUAGCAUCAGAAAACAUGACUUAGCUUUGGAUUAAUAUUUUGAACAGACAAGGGUUUUGUUUGGGAACACUAAAAUAAACUGGAACAGAAAAAAAAAUCUCAGCAAAGGCCUCAUUUAAAAAUGUUCUCCAAAAGAAGAUGCAUUUAGCUCUGGUAGUAAUGACCCUCAUUGUGUGCUGGCUGCAAAUUGCAAUCUAUCCUCUGCCCUGUGGCUGUGCAUCAGAAAACCAAAGUAGAGCGGCACGCUUCACUGGCUCACUCUUACAUCACAGCCGCAUGUAGAUUGAUGGGAAACAAAGGGGUCACACAGACACAGCAGACAUUUUCAGCCUAAGGCCACAUUGUUUACUCUAAACUCUGUCUGGUUUCUAUCAUGCGUCCCGUGUCAGUGUAUUAAUGCUCAUCUGUAGUAUGAGUGAUAUGCUUUCAUGCUGCUCUGACAUUGCGCUGAGCAUGACAAACUCCAUUAGAAGAACUGUAGCCUGUGGUUGACUGGUAAGCUAUCAAGGAUGUAAAAUGCCCAUUCUUGUGUGUAAACAUUGUCCAGAAGGGCUACGAAGAUAUUCACUGUUCUGUCAGUGUGCACAGUCUUUGCACUCAAUGAAGAACUUUUUAGGACGCUAUUGCUUCAUGUAACAACUAAUUUGGGAUUGUAUUGUUUAUUAUAGCAACAAUUAUAUGAAGUGUCUGGAGCACAGGAGGUGACAUAAACUUUUUUUAAUUUGCAUGUGCGAUUUGGUAUCUUGCACGUGCGUUUUAUUAUAUCGCAGGUGCAAUUUAACUGUUCGUUAAUAAACAAAAUCACUUCCUGCAAGGCAUAAUAUCCCUGACGGCAAAGUUGCUGUGCUUUAAGGAUCCUGAUGAGGUGUCUCCUACUCAAAACAAUACCAAAUGUGGCAAAGCUAUGAAGUACCUCUUUGUGAGUCAAUCCUCAAUGAAAGGACAUAUUGAUAAUAUGCUCUCUGUUCAUGACACUGUCCUUCUCUCACAAUUGAGGCACGCAGAGGAUUAUUUACAAAAAUGCAUGCGCAAGAUACGUAUGAAAGGCACGUUCGAGAUACUAAAUUGCAUGUGCGAAUUUUAAGAAAAAAGUUAAUGUCACCUUCCAGGCUCUGUAGAAGUGUGAUAAGUAAACACCAAAGCAUUAUUUUGACUUUUAUCUGAAAAUUAAGCCUGACCUGUAUCCCCUGGCUUUCAUCAACCUGUUAGAUGUAUGCAUGCUGAGUGAAUAAGGUAUAUUUUUCCACUUGUAGCUGUAACUUUAGGCUUUUACAAUAUGUUGCAAAUACUAACAUGGAUCCCAUUAUCAAUGAAAUUCAAGCCCUAAUUUUGCAGCCUUAGUUACGUGAUUGUAUGAGACACAGAAACAGAAUCAUUUAUGAGUUCCAUUUGAAACUUUGUUGUCUUGACUGUCUGUUUGUUUGCUCCACCUGUAUAGAGCAGACAGGGUCAUGACCUGCUGGGCUGCACACAACAGAUGGCGGAGAAGAUCAAGACAAAGUGGACAAACCCUGAGGUGAGACCAGACUCCUGCAUACAGAUCAUCUUGUUCAAUGCUUCAGCUUGACAGACACUUUUAGAAAACCUUUCCUGAAAAAUCGAGUCUAGACUGCUUUAAAUUGGUCACUGGUUUUAACCGAUUCAUAUGAAAUGAAAUGAAAAAUGUUCAGCAGCAAUAAAAGACAGAUUUGACCUCCAUGUAAGGAAUGAUAGCACACCAUGUGCACAGUGGAAUAGUGAUUAUUAUGUUAUUGAUGUCAUAGUUUGAAUUAUUUUGCUGAUCCCCCUUCUGCAAAAACUAUGUCCUGGUGCUGUGUAGAGAUGUUGACAGCCUCUUUAAGCGUUUCAGACAAACUUAAAUGAGCAUUACCAAACAUGGACAGUAACAGCAGAGUUGUAGUUGAUAAGUUGCACAUUAUGUUAUUUUUCUUGAUUCAUUUCAAUCUAAUAAGCUCUGGUUAUAUAUGUUUUAGUUGCUUGAGGUUUUGUAGGUAUUGGCUCAGGGAUAUCCCCAGCUAAUGAUUGUCAUGUACUCGAGGACUUGUAUAUCUGGUAGAGAUGCACCAAUCCAUUUUUUUUCCGAUCCAGUCUGAUACCAAUACCUGGGCUGAGCAUAUCAGCUGAUAUCUGAUACUGAUCCAAAACUACUGUUGAAUGAAUGAAUGAAUGAAUGAACUGUAUACCUUGCCCUGUGAGUGAAGGCAUCAGGCUUGACAUUAGUCUUUUUUUUAAAAAAGGAAACAAAUUAACACAGAUAUAAAUUUACUGAAUAUUAUUUAUUAACAAUUAACAAAUAACAAAUUGCACAUUAGCACACAGCAAGAAGAAGUAAGACUUCCAUGUAAACAUUUAGUGCAAAAGGACAGACAGACAGACAUAUAUGGAGCGAACAGAAUCACUGUGUUGCUGUGUAUGAUAUUAAUUAAAAGAAAAAAAAGAAUGGAUUGGAGUGCUGGAUCGGCGUCAUUCAUCAGAUAUCCGGUCCAGUUAAUUUGUCAGUAUCUGAGCCGAUAUCUGAUCCGAAUAUCAAAUCGGUGCAUCACUAAUAUUUGGCUGGAUCGCUGUUUGUAAGAAUACAACUCGUGUUGUGGUUUGCUUCAUCUGUAGUGAUCUAAACCAGUGGUCUCAAGUCCAGUCCUCGAGGCCCACUGUCCUGCAUGUUUUGGAUGUUUUCCUGCUCCAACACACCUGAUUCAAAUGAUCAGCUCGUUAUUAAGCCAUUACAGAGCUUGAUAACGAGCUGAUCAUUUGAAUCAGGUGUGUUGGAGCAGGGAAACAUCCAGAACAUGCAGGACAGUGGGCCUUGAGGACUGGACUUGAGAACCACUGAUUCCAGACAGUAACACUAACUGAGUAUAUAUAACAGGCUUGCAGGCUCCUCUGACCUUCUUCAAACUUCCAGUGGUUCUCUGGUGCUAACCACAGUCAGUAAACAUCCUACUAUGGUGCAAUGGUUUGCUUCUAUCCACUUGAUGUUUACUAUUCACCUCUGUUUGAUGCUUGAGCAAUUCCACCCACUGGAUUUUGACAAUGUUUACCUAAUUGAACUAAUCAAAUGCACGGUGCUUGAAAAAUUAUGAUGAUUUAAUCAGGUUGAUUUUAGCGGCAUGUCAGGACAAGACUGAAAGAAGGCAAUUCAAAUUUGCGUUUAUCACAACCCUCUCCAUUUCUAACAACACUCUCAUGACUUCAUAACUGCGAGUUUCUCUGCAGCAAGGUCAGCAGAAUCUGAUUCAAUCCUAAUUUAUUUAUCAAGCACAUUAAAAACAACAGAAUUUGACCAAAUUGCUUUACAGUGUAGCAUAAAAAAGCAUAAAAAUAUAAACAACAAAAAACAAAGAAGCUUAUAAAAGCAUAAAAACAACACAGUAAAACAGCCUGGUCCGCAUAUAACAACAGGAGCAUCAAAUAAUAAACGGCAUUGAGACCAAUUUGACAGGUAAAGAUUACAGCCACCUCUCAUCCUAAGCCUAAAGCCAAAGGAUGAAAAAGCAUUUUUGAGAUCUGCUUUAAUAACAGAGAGUGAGGGGGACAGCUGAACAUGUGGCGCUCUGAGAUGCUCCACCCAGAGCUUUGGAGCUGCAUCUGAAUAGGCUCUGUCUGUCUUAAGCUUCAGCUUUGACCUUGGGAUAGCCAGAAGGAACUGGUCUGUAGAUCUGAGAGUCUUAGAUCAAAGAUGUGUUUCUUUAAAAAGGUCAGAGAGAUAAGUUGGAGCAAGCCCAUUUAUGGAUUUGUACAUUUGUAAUAAAAUCUUAAAAUCAAUCCUGACAGAGAGCCAGUGAAGGGGAGCCGUAACAAGGGAGGUGUGUUCCUGCUAGAUUCAUCAGUUAAAAUAUGAGCUGUAGCGCUCUGAGCCUGCUGCAGAUGAGCUAAAGAGGCGUGGCCAAAACCAACUUAAAAUGCAUAACAACAAUCAGGUGGUGUUGAUAAAAGCAGACAGAAAUUGUCCAUCCUUUGUGCAUCUUUCCGGUAGACAUAAAAUCACACUAAGCAGUUUCAGUUAACCUGAAAAUGAAACCUACAGAGCCUGAAGAUCCAUUUCUCUGAUUCUUGACUUUCUCAGUAACUAUAACAACUCAGAUUUUAGGGCCAUGAAUGAUUUAUUUUUCUGUCAUGCCCUUAAUAAAAAAAAAAACCAAAUGCGUAUUUUUGAUAAAUGGAUUAUGCCUACGGGUUAAUAGCCUUUUAUAUUUAACAUGACUUCUGGUUAGGUUAAAAGAAAUGCUGUUGGUUGGAUCUGGUUUUCAAGCCAUCGGGAGCCCUAACAGAGCACAAAAAGGACUCAUUUCUUAUUCAGUGAGCACAGCAGUAAGCACUGCAGCAGGCUAGACACUGCAGCGGUGGAAACAGCAGUCUAGAAUGAGAUAAAGAGGGAUUAAACAGGAUUAUGUCAUAAAGGCAUUAGGUAGUAAACAUGAGAGUUAAUUAAUUCAAUCCGUACAUUUAUCAUGCCAACCCAUUCACGGAUCUCAGCUCUGGUCUUCAAGGCUCCUGUGGGUGUACUUCUACUCUGCCCGUGAUGACAUCAUAGUUUAACGAAUGAGUGAUGUCAUUUUGAGGCAUAGACUAAUAUAAUUUUCUUGACUCUCCACUUUUGUUUGUCGUUAGAUGUUUAGUUUUAUUUAAACUGACUGUGAUUUAGACUUUGUAAUGUAUAAAGCAAAAAAAGUACAGAUCAGAGAAGCCUUCAGGCUGCUUUAAACCUUUGAUGAACUCAGUACGUUGACAGAAACUCUUAUGUUCUACUUAGGGUAGACACGGCGAAUUAUAAGGGCUUUCUUAAUAUAUUCAUAUAUCUAAAGCUUUUGAAGUAAGUCUCUAUUACAGGGUUGCACGGCAGUGGAGUUAUAGGUCUCUUCUUUUGUUUACUCAUUAAAUCUUUUAGCACACAUACACAAACUCUGUGAACUCACAGGUAACUUUACCCAUCAGUGUAGAGGAGUGAGCACAUGGUUGUUAUUGAGGGAUGCAAAAAUGAGACGAUAUUGUUUUUGCCACUUAAGGUGGGGUAGGCAGGAUCUGAGGAAGUGCCAGUUUUUGGGAGAAAUCUUGAAUGUAAACACUACCCCUCCCUACCAGUUUUCCCCACAGCCCCUCCUCUCCCCUCCGACUCUGCUCCAGCAAGCCAUGCUCCUGUUCGCUCUUAUCAUUUCAAUUAAAUUCUGAUAUAAUGCAGAUAAAUACUUCGGAUAAUUACAAAUGGGGCCCAGUCAACGUAUUACUGUAGAUGCCAACAGACUACCAGCAAACACAAUGUUUGCAGGACUUCUACAACUAGGAUAAAGUAACAUAGUCCAUGACCCGAGCUAAACAGUUUAGCGGCGCUACAACACGCAGCAGGUCCCGUAUGACAAGAAACACUUCUGUUACACCUGGCUUACUUUGUUAAAGCGGUUUACCUGUCCAGCAGAAAGGUUACAGGGUCCGUAAGAUCUUGAGGCACCCUCCAUCGUUUAUGCUGAUGUUGACCCGGCUUCUUAGCUCUUGUCUGGUCUACCUCUGUUUUAAGCACCCGUUGUUCCGCCAGAGUCUCCAGUAUUUACUUUGUUUCAUUGCUUGUGUUUUCCUUACUCUCUGGUUGGUUUUUACUGUCCGAUCUUGUAGCACGCUAACUUUGUUUGGGCUAAUGCAUGUUCGCCUCACAACCAAUCAGGUUAGGGGAGGCGGAGAAUGGCUUUGUUUACAGUCAGAAAGAGCAGGCCGAUCAAAAAAAUCAAAAUGCUGACUACACAGACUUAACAAAACAGCGAUAUUGUUAUAUUACCAAAUGUCAUCAAUAACUAAUAGCUAUUGACUGAUAUUAAAAGUUUUUUUGUAUAUUAACCACAAAAAAAGAUGCUUCUUUAACAGAAUCCUGCCUACCCCACCUUUAAAUGAUCUCACUCAGUCGUAUGAAACAAACACAUGAAAUAGGGCUCGCAGGCUGAAACAGUAACCGCAAGCUUACAUUUCAAACUAUAAGUCUGACCUUCACCAGGUUGCCGUCUGAAAAACCGAGCGCUGUGUUCAUUUCACACUCAGUCGCCUUUGUCUGGAUAUCAAGCAAAACAAAAGCUGCAAACGGAAUUUUCAUGACAAGUCAACCCUGAAAACAGUGGCUGUAUUUCCAUUACAUAUGCCAUAUUGGGGGCAUGUCAGCUACUGAAAAUGAAACCUGACCGCAGACAGUUACUUGUGCAGUGAGAGACGCAACAAUAAGCAGAAAGGUCUGCGCUUCUAUUGACAGUAGCUACACCUCUGAGGUACCUUUUCUGCUCAUAAAAAAAAACUCCAUCUGAAACCACCAGAGAGCUGUGGCACACCGGAGCAUUUCUCACCACCUGAAGAGAUGUGACCUGAGCACAGCAGCAUAAUGUAGAAGGUUAAUUCGACUGGCCUGUGAGAGGUAACACUUUCCCUUGCACCCUACCUAAGUUCACGUCAAUUAUCAUACUGAAAUAUCAAUGCUGCCCCAAGGAUUCCCGGACUUAAAGUCUUCCACUGUUCCUCUGCAGAGGUGCAAAGUGCCCACUGAAAACCACUUGCAGGGCCGCUGUGUUGGGGACUAUUAUGUGGAUUUGUCAGCGUGUCCUCUCUGCACUUCCAGAUGUCAGUGUUCCUUACUAUGCAUGACAGGCGACCAUCAGAGCGACUGCUCGUAGUGAGGACAGAUUUGGGAGGGAGAUGGAGGCAGAAGGAGGAAGAGAUCGACAGGAUGGAGUUGGAGGAGGUGAAAUUGUAUUUUAUUGACGUCUUGGAGCACUGAAGAGAGGGAGAUACGUGAGCAGCUGCCUGAAAGGAGGUGAAGAGAGAGUUAACCCUUCACUGCUUAUCAAACUUGCUCUACUUAAUUAACACUAGGCUGCAGGUUUGGGGAUUAUAAUCUCUAAUAACUCAUAUCUCCGCUCUCCGCCGGGGGAUGGAAUAUAAUGCAAAAAGUCAGUAAUACAGCUGCAUACAUAUUAACAGAGGACCAGCAGGGAAACAUAACAUGAGUAGGGCCUAGAUUGCUGUCUAUCACUCACCCAGCCAGUCAGCUUGUGUUGCCAUUCUCCAAAUAAGUAAAAGUUAUAUGUGCAGCAUGUUGUGCCUUUGGGCCAGGACAGCAGGACGUCAGAAUAUUUACCUCAUGUUUUCUCUCAUGUCUUAUUUACCCAACUUCUGCCGCGCAGGGUGUCGUCCAGGACACCCUGCUGCCUCUGGAGCCGCUCAGCACAGCUUCAGAGAGAAGAGUCCCAUAUCUGUAGGCAGCACAGCACAGCAUAGCAGUAUCAGCCCCAGUCACAAAUGUGUAUAUGUGUGUGUGUGUGUGUGUGUGUGUGUGUGUGUGUGUGUGUGUGUGUGUGUGUGUGUGUGUGUGUGUGUGUGUGUGUGUGUGAGAUGGCUACAUCCAUUUUCCUUGCUUCAUAAAAUCUACAAGAGCGGCAGCAGACACAUUAAAGCCGCCUUAUAGGGAGCCGAGGCUGAGGAACAGACGGAAGAGGCAUGAAAAGACUUGGCUGCUGCUGUUAGGUGUAUUCAUCUUCCUUUUUUUUUUCUUGCAAUGCUCUACCUCAUCCUUUUUCCUCCUCUUUCUCUUUCUUAACCCCCUCUCCCAUUGCUCUUUAAAUCUGUCAUCCCCUUUCUUUCUCCUCUCACCGCAUUUUAAUUGAAUUACUCAGUAUCGUUCCCCAGAAAGUUGCUUGGCUGUCAUUGCCUCUCUAAAAACCAAUAAAAGGUGGUGGUUAUUGAAACUCUGCUGUUAUAAAACCAAAAGCCUUCUGUCUCAUUUCCCCCCUCUCCCCCUUUUUUUUUUUAACUCCUCUUACCUCCUUGUAUCACAUCAUAGCAUCUCGGGAAAGCUUGUGUUUUCUUGAUAAACUUGAUCUGAAUUGUUACGUUGUUAGAGGCUAAAUCAGUGGCUCUAACUUCUGGAGGAGAUCAAGUAGAGAGAGUCAGGCCCCGCUUAUACAUCCCUGGCUAUUUUUAAAAAACAGAGACAUUAACCAUCGUUUGCACCCUUCAUUUAGACGCAAAUGGAGAAUUCGCCCCUGAAAACUAUGCUUUUAAAAACUCCGGCCGGAUUCUGGAAAACUCCAUUUGCAUGUUUGCAUUUGAACAGAGAAAGACUAGAUUUGGGUAGCCGAUGGCAGAUAUUGUGGCUGAAACUGGGUUAAAUGCGACGUUGUUUACAAUCUACAGUCUAUGCUGACAAUCUAUGGUGAUCAUGGAUGCAUGCAGAAUAGCAGUCACAUGUACGCUGGUGCAAUCACUUUGUAUUUGUUUGCAUUUGCAAAUACAAUGUGUGUGCUCGAAGGUCAGCAAUGUUGCAGCAACUUCUACCUCCAACAUCUGUGUCGCCGCCAGCCUUGCCGGUUUUGGGUCCAACCUGGGUGCACUGCAGUCUGGUGGGAGAACUUCAAAAAUGGAGUGGUUCUGCCGGAGAAGUGUCAUGAAAAUUUCUGGAUGUUGCAGGCAUUGCUGCUGUCACUCUCCGAGUUGCUGCGUCCCUACAUCAUGCGGUCCUCUGUCAGUGUCACAAAAAGAGUUGCCUGCACCCUGUAUUACCUGUCUGACGAAGGCAGACUGUGCAAGACAGCAUAUAGUUAGUGUAAACGAAACAAAACGGGUUAGUAUAAUCUAAAACUUUUCUGUAAACGUAGUGGUGUGCACGCAGUUCUUUUUGUAAACGGAGAGGGUGAAAUGUCCGUUUAUUGAAUAGCCAGGCGCAAAUGUAGUCUCAGAAAAAGGAGCAAGAAAGAGUAAAUUUUCCUUGGAGCAAGCCAUAGCUGCCAAGGGCAAAGGCAGUACAAAUCCCCCCUCUCCUUAUGUUCUAUGAAUGCCUGUAAGACCACCAUUUUAAAGAAAGAAAUCAAUUAUAACAGGCUUCUUAAUAAGCAUCAGGGCAUUUUCCUUGGAUAGAAAAUUUAAAGAAAGUUAACCAUUUGAACUCUUGAAAUCCCAAAAAUCUCCUAAAAAGCAUAAAAACUAAAUCAGAAUAUUUUCACCUGCUUAUGCUGAUCUUGAAAUUGUAUUCUGCUCCUGGAUUUUCAUCAUUUAUGCUUAAAAUGAGCCAGUAAAUUAAAGAUGUCUGGAUGAAGUAUUACAAUAUCUUGUAAUUAAAUAGCAUUUAUAAAGAUGACCCACUUUUGGAUCCAUGUAGUUAGAGGUGAGGAUAAAAGCUGAGGCUACUUUGAUGUUUGGCUGAGUGUUAUUCCGUCUCAGAAAAAGAAACACGACACUUUUUUUUUUUUGUUGUCGUGUUUUUUGCUUUUAUAUUUUCAUUCCCCAGGGCUUUGGUUGUUUUUCAGGAGUUUUUUUCAUUAGCACUAAUGAGUAGCACAACCUUUUUUGUAGCCAGUCACAAAGCACAGUGGUGUGUGAAGUUAAUUCUGUUUGAGUGUCUCGAGCUUUAUUUGAAUCAUGUGGAGUGUUAGAGUAAUGUCUUUAGAAGUUUUCUAUUUUUAACUAAGCCACAGAUCGAAGCUUUUCUUUUGGGGAAUUUUUACUCACAAGGACUUAUCUUUUCAGUGGCACCUUUCCCAUCUCCUCCCAUAAUGUUUAUUAAGUAAUAUAAUCAAGCUUUUUAAACACUUUUAUAGAUUAGGUGGCCAUUCACAUUCACAGUGAUGGGGCAAUGCUUCAGAUUACACCCCAUGGAUAAGACCUUUGCAAAAUUGACUUGCACCACCAUUCCCUCUGAAUUUGGUUGAUAAAAAUUGUACUAAUACAAAGUAUGUUAAAAAAAUGACCUAAAAUGAAUUUGUCUUUCCUAAUCUGCUUCCCUUUUGUCCUACUUGGGCUUGAAAAAGAAAUUAGCCUUCCUAAUCUGCCAGCCAGAUGUCCUACCUCUGCCCGUAAUCUCUCCCUCUCUCUCUGGUCUCCUUUCCCCUCUCCUGCUCUGUCCUUGUACACACUGUGCAGCUUUCUCUCCCAAGGCCUCAUUCUGUGGUCUCAGCUUGUCGCAAUGCAAAUGAAGAUUAGUUCACAUGAAUGCCUCGAUCCUUGCUCACGGGACAAAUUCUCAGAGAAUUCUGUCGCCGAGUGAAAGGACUGAGGGGCAGAGUGCUCCUGCUCCACAAACACAGAGAACACCGAUCCAGGAUCACAACUACCAUCUGCCACAAAGGCUGCUGGGACUCAGUGAGAGGGCAUGGGGGCCCAGUGAAGGCCAGGACAACCAGUAGAGGAAUGUGUCAGAUUGAUGGGUGACAGGAGACUGAAGAGGGCAGGUUUAAUUAAAAAAAUCAGCAGGAUCUAUUCAUGCAACUUGAAUUGUAACAUUGCUCUUCCUGAGCCAUGCUAACAGCCAAAAUCUUAAAUCUAAAACUUGUUGGUACAAAAUGAAAUCAAGACUACAGAUUUAAUUCAUGUAAAGUAACACCUUGUUAAGUUGCCAGAGAGGUACAUGCUUAGUGGUGCUUAGUUGCCCUGAAGUGCAAAAUAUGACCCCCCCCCAAAAAAAAAAAAACCAACAAUUUGACAAAUGACAAAACACAACAAAUCAUAAAACACAAAGACAACAUAAAAAAGAGGCUCAUCUGAGACUGACAUGGAUCGUUGCUGACUGAAUGAAGGAAACUGCUUCAUGCGCCUUUGGAAGCAAACAGAGAGAAGUUACCAGAUGAUCAAAUAUAUGUGUGUGCCCUGUAUCUAAAUAUUCUAUGAAGGUAAAGACUCAGUGUCAACCUGCAGUCCUGCUCAGUGUGCAGAAUCAGCAGAGACUGGCAGUAAAUUCUUCCGAUCAGCGAAAAGUCAUAUUGCCCCCAAGUGCAAAGUCAGGGAUAUAUAUAUAUAUAACUGAUAUUGGUUUUCCAUCAGUGUGGUAUCUAAUUUGGCUUUUUGUUCUGUGGUUUGUUGUGUUUUGGGAUCUUUGGGUGUUUUGUCAUUUGGCACUGUAGGGCAACUGUCCCCCAUAGUGAAAAAGGUUUCAUUCAUCUUUAAGAUAGGAUUAAGUUUGGACUAUAUUAAUAUGCUAUGUGGUCAGCUAGCUAAUGUUAUAAACCAUGCAGAGUAGCAACAACUAAUCAUAGCCUCAACUCAUAAAUCCACAAUUUUUAUCAAUAAGAGGAAGUUUACACUUUUAAACUCAACACUUGUUUAGAUCAUCGACAGAGUAGUAAAUCACUCUAAUAGGGCUGUAAUCCACCAAAGAAAUUCUUGGUCGACAAAGGGGGCAACUCUGACGACAAACCUUUCUGCGGAGGGGGCUCGGCGAAGCGUGGCUCGCUCGGUGGAGUGAAAAUAUACUGCCAUGGAUGGUAGAGGAGGAUUCAUAUGAAAGUUGAAACGCUUGAAAUAAAUGUAAGUAUUCAGCCAACCUGGACGCUCUUCAAUCUUCCCCUCUCCAACCAGUCUUCAGUGGGUUGGGUGAAUCCAAAAUAGUAAAAACAAGGGGGGUGUUCUGAGACAGGCUGUUACCUGUGAAAUGGAGUGCUCUGAAAACAACCCCAUUAGCACUUGGUACGUUCCUCCUGAUGAAAUUAACCAUAGACUGUAAACUGACACAGAAAAAAAUCGACCUAUCGGAAUGUUGGUCAACUCGGCAAGUAUCGACUAGGACUUUACAGCCCUACACUGUAAUAAGUGAAAAUUAGUGAACCUUUGCCCAAUUCAUGCUGGAAACUACAUUUGACUGAACCCAUACUGCUGCUGUUGCAUGGGUUUGCUUCCACAGAAAGUUUGCCGUAUUCUUGAAUAAAAUGAUAAUGUGCCCAAGUGCCUAUCCUAUCCAAUCAAUUUUUAAAUAGCCCGAGUAUUUUCUAUGAUUUGCUGAUAGUGAAUUCAAAGAUAAUCUAUGCUUGUUUGGUAGACUGUAUGCCAGUGCUUAGUCAAAACUAUUAAAAAUGAACAUUUAGAUGCUGUAUUUAUAGAAAACACAUCUUAAAUAUAGAUUUUUGUUAGUUUGUUUGUUUGUUUGUUUCAUGACUGAGUCUAUGUCACCCCAGAGUCAACUUUCUCCGAGCAGGAUAACUGAGACAACAUAACAUGAGUUGCAGCCAAGACUUACAUUUUCUUUCCCUGUUAAAUAUUAAAUGUUUUAAAGCCUUAUCAUUUUUUAAUGUGUUUUUUAAGUGCUCACUGCUUAGAUUGAAAAUGAUGACUCUUCUUGAAGAUUCAACCGACUUUUAUUGUAAUUUAGUAGGAUUUAUUUUAUUUAAGCACUUCCCUCUUUUACUCUCUGUGAGUUAAAGUAAAAGAACAUCCGGAGGGGUAGAGAGAGAGAGAGAGAGAGAGAGAGAGAGAGGUUGGAGAAAUGCUUUGUUUUCUUAGAUCCUCUACAUCUCUCUGAAACAUCUCACUGAGGUAUCUGGACCAGGAGUGGAGCUUGUAAUCAGUUCAGGGCAGUUGUGGUCUACUCUACAUUCAUCAGCUUUACAUUUAGGGUAUUGAUUUUGUUUAAGCAAAAGAAAAAGAAAAGUAAUCUCUGCUUUCCAAUUAGACGUUUCUAAUUUAUUCCUGUCUGGUGCAGAGUGAACUACGUUGGUUUUUUCUCUGUUUGAGCUCAGAAAAAGAGAAAAUUAGUAGAGUUAGUUUUUGCUACUUCUUUAAUGGGCAAUUAAGAGAAUCUUAUCUCAUGGGGAGGAAUUGCGUAGAAGUGAUAGAGCCCUGGGCCCCCGAGGGCCACGUCUCUGCCAACCUGUGUAGAGACUGAGGAUCCUUUGCUUCACUCGAGAGAGGGAGGCUGAAGGGAACAAGAUAAACUUGACAGAAAAGAAGGGAGUAAAGAUCCGCUCAAGGGAGGAGAGGAGACUGAGCAGCUGAUGUUCAUAGAUUGAAGCGAUCAUAACAUAUUCAGAAGAUGAGAUCAUGACAAGAGACUUUGGGGUGUUUUUCUAGUUUUUCACCCUCAUGGCAGCUUCCGAGUUAAGAGGUGGAGCCACCCCAAAGAGAAGGAGUGCAGGGAGGCGUCUGUUUAUUGAGGUGUUUUAAGGUAAUGAGUCAUAUCUAAAGAGAGACUCAUCAGGGAGGAGGGAAAUGGAUUAAAAAACUAUCUGAGUGAGCAGUUCAGUUGCCUUGAAAGCCAAACAGAUGGCUUGCUGUGGUAGAAGGAGCCUCUGAGGUCUCUAUCUACAGAUGGGAUGCACAGAGUUUGCCUCCAGGGGAUGUUCUUCACGCUAUCAAUUAGGUAGUGCACGACAGAGACCAGUGCUCUGAUGAAAAUAAUAUUGGUAUACAAAAAAAGGACGGAGGUCUCGUAGUGGUCUCUGUAUAUGGUCAUUUUGUAUGUAUCCCUGUGGCCUCUAGGUACUGGAGUCAUGGCUAUACAUAUUUUAUUGUCCUCUCAUCUUUUUUUACUCACUUUUUGAGUCUUGUGUAUCUCUGCCUCUGUAUAUCUGUCUCAGGAUGUCUUAUGACUUUUUUAUAGUAUUUAUUUUAAAGAUUCAGUUCAGAUUUCUAAAUCUGCAGCCUCAGUAUAUAACUCUACCAUGGCAAGUUUUUCUAACCCUCUUUCUUGCAUGGUGUCUCCCUUUGUUCCUUUUGUCAUCUCCAUACCUCAGAUGACAACAGAGGAGCUUGAGGCCUAUGUGAACACCCAGUUCGAUGAGCUUCGCAGAUUGGUGCGACUGGAGGAGAGGAGGACCCUUCAUCUGGUAGACCUCAAAGAAGCGUUCCUCACAGCAUCAGCUGCAGAGAAAAUCGCAGAGAUCAGUCUGGAAACCGAGCGCCUCCAGGAGGAGAUGGCCAACAUCACACAUCAGCUGUGCAUCCUGGAGCAGGCUGAAGGGCUGGGUAUAAACCAAGCGUUGGCAGCACAGGCUCUCUUAGCAGGGGCUGGACCAGCCCACAGAGUGCAGGUGAGAAGACCAUUCCUUCCGUAUUAUCCUCAUACUCUGCCUCUUAAACUGCGCUUUCACUGUGCGGUAAAUUGCUGGAAGAAAGUGAAGGGAGUUGAUAAGGUCAAAGAAGCCCAGUGUGACUCAUACUCAGGAUGCUGUGAUUUAUUUAGUGAGAUAUUUCAAGCUCUUAGGCUCUGGCUUCUUAGAAACAGACCAUGUCCCCUUCACUUCUUUAUAAUUUUGUUUUAUGUAAGCACUACAGUCUGAUGCAGAUCACCUCAGUCUUAUGUGUAGCAGUGAAAGAGGUUCGUCUUGUUAAAAUAUGUCCUGUGAAAUCAGCAGCAUCAAGUGUAAAGUCCCACUCCAAUCGUUUUUAUUUUAUUUUUUUACCACUUAAAGUGUUCUCAGUGGUCUUUAAAUUGUGAUUAUGAAGUUUUUAGCCCACCUGUGUCAUUUUCAAGAGUUUUUCUUCUGCAGAGCUCCAGUAGCUCAUUAGCAAUGCGCCUCUGAAUCGUGGGCAGAGACAGCGCUGCUCUGCACACUCCUCUUCACGCUAGAUGUAGCCUAACAUUGUUGGUGUAGUCAAGGUAGCAGGUAACAUAGUUGCUAUUCAACUCUCGGAUGCUAAUGUCUUUAGGGACACGAUGAAAGUUAAUGUCAUAAUUUUCGAGCAUUGCGAUCCGCUACCGCACACGCUUGUUCAGCAAUCGUCCUCUCUAUUUUAUCGAGUCCGUCCUGCAUAGCACGGCUCCAAGGGCGGAGCUUGGAUUUGUGACAUAGGAAAUCUCACUGUGUCUGAUCCUGCCGUUUGGGUAUGUGAGAGAUUCACAGCAAUUUGAAUGCAGUAAUACUCAGAAAUGCAAUUUUGCACUUAGUUUUCUCAUGAUAUGUCAAAAAAAGAAAAACAUGAUUUUCAUCAGAGUGGGUCUUUAAAACAGGCUUUUUCAAAUGCCACUGUGUCACCCGUAUGAGCUGUUUACAUGAUCAUGAGUCAUAUUCUUGGGAAACGUUUGUAGCUGGUUGUAGUUGAGGCUUCAGUGGAGCCACUGAAAUGAAUGGAAAACUCAUGCAUGAGAUCUGGAUUUGCAGCAAGGCUGGCAGCCUAAUUGACAGAACCAAAUCAGAUCACGAGGUCUGCUGAGAGCCCAAACAGGGUCAAUGAUUAAUUAAACUAAACUUUAAACCCAGAGGUCCAGUGCCAACAUUGUUACUGAGGGCAGCCUUGUAAAACCAGACACUAUUGCUGUUGUCAAUAAACAAUUACAAACACUUUACUGGCCAGCACAAAGCUGCCUUGUUGCUGACCAAGUGAAGCCUCCUUUAUAGUGCAUCUUGUGCAUUAUCAAGAUAAUUUAAGACAAACGAUAGCCAGCAGCUGGAGCUUGGCUGUGCUUUCUUUUCUUGUUAUGUGGCCCAACUGAAAACAGAAGAACUUGGUGCCUGUUCAAAGAGCGCACAGAGGUUCAAUCCCAUUUCUCCAACUCAAAAGAUGAUCUUUUUUAACGACGGCACCACCUGCUGCCUGAUUAUAACAAAGGAAAUAUGGUAAACAGGUGCGACUAUACGGCAGCUUUGUUCCAAAUAAAAGGAGAGACUGGCUGUAUUUAUCCAGGCAUACAUUAUGCACCUUAAGAGAAAUGCAGUCCUCCUUGCAUACUGUCAGCUGUGUCAGUGUGAUACAGGUAGUUAAAUACAAAUACAUCCUGAAGCAUGAGUGCAACAAUGUGUUACUCUGGCGGCUCAUUUGUAAGUAAUGAACACAGCUGUUUGAGUUCUUUUUACCCAUCAGACACUCAGUCAAAGCAAGGUCUUUAUGUCAGAGUGCUUUAAAUACCUGAGCAUGUGUGCAGUUUAGGUAUAUAAGGUAUCCAUUUAUACAUAGGCCAUGCUAUUCCAGUGCAUCACUUCAGAUUCUGCAGCACCACACUCCCUCAUUUUUUAUUUUGAACAUUGAAGAGGAUGCUUUUACUGCUUAUGGUUCCCACAUUAGUAUAUCCCAUUGCUCCAUUUGUCACUCUCUGUACUUGAUUCACAGCCACAGUUAGGAAAGCAGGUUAAAGCGUUCCCCGGUGAUACUCUGCAGGACCAAGCAGGCUGCAGUAAUGUUGAGGGCUGAUUUGCAGAAUGCUUUUCUAGUUGAGUAAAUAAUCCACACUAGGCCAAGUUCAUUAGACUCUAAUUGAAUGCUGAUGGUAACCCUGUUUGUUCACAUGUGUUAGUUAUUGUUAGGGUAAGUAAUGGGCAGUGGGUGUUCUUUGGAAAUGUGUGGUCACAGGGGAUGUAUGUAUGUGUGUGUGUUUGUGUGUGGGUGUUGGUGUAGAGAAGAGGCUCAUUUAGCAGUUUACCCACCUAGAAAUGAUGUAGCUUAAUGUGUGUAUUGAGAGGCACACAAUACUAAAUAAGUCGGACUGAGUUUUUGUUUGUGGAGCCCAAAAUUUCAAGAGAGUGAAUCUGCAAAAGCAAAUCAAGUCCACCUGAACCCACAAACACCUGCAGCAGUUUCUGUCUUUGCAACAGCCUUUUAAAUGAGCGCAGUCUCAUAGUUCCAGAGGAAAAUAAGUUUUUCUACUUCCUCACAGACUCCUCCACUGUCUCUCUGUGUGCCUGGUGGUGUCAGGCAGAUGGCACAUUGCACCAAAGCAAUUCAGUUGCUUCUUCUCCAUCUCUAUGAUACCAGGGCUGUAAAUUCCUUCUUUAAAUAGGAGAGAGAUUAUAGGUGGGAGAAAAACCCCAGGUGACCUACAGUGCAUUACGCUUCUUAACAAUGAAGCUGGUCUAGACCAUACUCUAUUUACCCAAUGUAAAGAUGGGUCUUUGCAUCGGGUCUUUAAGACUCCCAAUUCCAGAUAACUGAAAGCUCUACCACUGAGACCACAUUGAGAGACUGGUAUGAUGAGCAGAUGUGGCAGAUGUGAUAGUGCCUGAUCAUAAAGAGCUUUGAAGGUCAGAGGAAGAAUUUAAAAUCUACCAUAAAGUUGAUAUUAUACCAUACCAUACAAAAUCUUUUGCAGUACAUGGCUGAUAAUGUCAGCAGUUCUACGAUAACCAAUUGAUGUACAGUGCCCAGCAUAAGUCAGUACACCUCCUAUUAAAAGUAAUACAUUACUCAAUAUCUAGAUGAGCAAAAGUACAAUUUACAAAGUUUUGACAAAGCUAAGUUUAACAUAACAUUUUAUUUACCAUAAGAUGAAAAUAAGGUUGAUAUGGUAACUAAAAUUUAGCUUUGCUCCCAGAAAUUUGAUUGGGAUGUACGUAUUUUUGCAUCCUGAUUUUAAAUUAAAAAAAAAGAAAAACUUUUUUGUAUGGAACUUAAAAAAUCUUGUUUGGGAUCAAUGACCUACAUUUGGGGGAGUAUUUUGGAUAGUCUGACAUAGAAAAUGUUGAUUUUAAAAAGGAAACGAAAGGUUUUCUGACAACUCUGAAGGGGUGUACUUAUUUAUGCUGAACACUGUACAUUGAUCAAUAAAAUCAUGAAAUGAAACAUCACAUUAUCAUAUAAACUGAAGAUUACAUUUUGCUAAAGACAAAGUGUAUGAUGAUUAAAGUAUUUAUUCUUUGCUUUUUGGUUUGGUUUCACUGAGAUGAGAUGAUGAGAAUACUUUUGUAUUUUAAGUUUCAGAACUAUAGGGGGAUUUUUAAAUGUGUGUAAAAAUUGCACAUUGAAUUUGAAAGAAUCAUUUGAAAUGAAACUGGAGCUUUAUUGCUUUAUAGCCAUAGCCUUUUUUUUUUCUUCAUGACUGAUGGUUAGCGCUAUAAGGUCUGUUACCUCUUUUUUAGUUGUUACUACUGUUACUCCUACUAUUUCAAUACUACUCACUUUAUCCCACUGUCCUCUGUGAUUUUUUUCGUUAAAUGGGGUUUCAUGAGGUACUUGUCAAUAAUAAUAAUGGUAUUACCCUCAGGCAAUGCAGGUCAGCCCAGCCCUUUUGUUGACAAACUGACCAGAGGACUGGAGCUUAAAUUGCUUUACUAAGUGGUAUUUGAAUUUUAAUCUAUAAAUACCCCAAAGGUACCAGAUAUGAUGCUAGAAGAACAUCACACUGCAUUGAAAUAAAGCAACUACCUGAAGCUUUGUAUAAAUGCAAACACCAACAGUAUUUAGAUAUGCUGACCUGUUUUGGCCCCUCGUUUAUUUCUCCUCAUGUAAGGCACAAGCUAAUCCUGUUUGCCAGGGAGCUGCAGUUGUAGCCUCCAGCACUUUUUCAAAGUUCCAACUUUCCACACAAAAAAAAAGGAAGACUGGCAGCUUCUGAACUAAAUCAGAAAAGGGAUUGGUCCUUUUGUAAAAACAUCACACACAGCAGCUGUGCAAUAGCAAGCCUCUGGAGUAGAGAAGCUAUGAUGUAAAAUAUUCCUCACCUGCAUAUAAACCCAUGCUCCCAGCAGAAUAGACCGCAUAAUUGAGGUGAGCCUUUUUUUGCUCGAGGUCAAAUAAACAAAUUACCACAGGUUCUGUUAAUAAUCUCACGUCUUUCUUUUAAUUUAGGUAGAGGAACACAGCUGUAGACACACACACACACACACACACACACACACACACACACACACACACACACACACACACACACACACACACACACACACACACACACACAAACACACACACACACGCUGCAAUGAAGGUCUGCAGGGAAGAAAAAAACAGUCCAGAAAUUGACCAAUCAGUGGGAGCCAGGGGGAAGUAUAUUAAAAGACUUUGUCUUGGUCUGAGUCCAUUUAAUAUCAAAUUUCUGGGGCUUCACAUUUUCAUUACAAAAACGCCUGUGGGUGCUAAUUUCUACAACCAGGUAGUGUGUUUACUGGAAAAGUCUCUGUUGACUGUACCGUAAUUAAAAAAGUUGCAGUGUGUCACUGGGAAGGCAGUGAUCUUUUUUGCCUGACUUGGCACUGGCACAGAGAGAGUUUUCUUCAAUACAGGCUAAUCAUCCACAAAACGCACACAUACAGUAUGUGUGCACUGCAACAUACAAAAACAGUCUCAAUACUGACCAUUAUAUUAAGCUCUCUCAUAGCACUAUGCUGUCGUUGAAUGUCACUGUCACAAAAUCAUUUAUCCAAAACUGAACGAGCUUUUUGUGUUUGUUGGGUGGGAGUGGGGGAGGGGGCAGUGAUGGAAUUGGACCCGUGCAUUGACCAGCAUGUUCAAUAGUGUCUGGCUCAGAAACAGUUUAGACUGUGUUUUUUAACAGCUCCAAAGUACGCAGCAAAAGAGACUCUGAGCAGUCAUUGGAAUUUAUUAUAAUUACACCAACAUUAAUACUUCUGAAUAGCCCAUUACUGUUGCUAUGGGUUAUAUAAAAAGAGUUAUGUGAAACUAGAAAAAAAAAUUAGGUUGUAAAAUGCAUCCAAGGGCCCUUAUAAGCUUUAGCAUUAGUAUACAGUGCAUUCGGAAAGUAUUCAUACCAUUUCACUUUUUCCACAUUUUGUUAUGUUACAGCCUUAUUCCAAAAUGGAUUAAAUUCCCUUUUUUCCCUCAAACAUUCUACACAAAAUACCCCAUAAUGAAAAAGCAAAAAACUUUUUAGAACAUUUUGCAAAUUUAAUAAAAAUAAGACACUCAAAUGUUGCAUAUACAUAAGUAUUCACACCCUUUACUCAAUACUUCGUUGAAGCACCUUUGGCAGCGAUUACAGCCUCCAGUCUUCUUGUGUAUGAUGCAACAAGCUUGGCACACCUGGAUUUGGGGAGUUUUUCCCAUUCUUCCUUGCACAUCCUCUCAAGCUCAGUGAGGUUGGAUGGGCAGCGUCAGUGCACAGCUACUUUCAGGUCUUUCCAAAGAUGUUCAAUCGGGUUCAAGUCUGGGCUCUGGCUGGGCCACUCAGGAACAUUCAGAGACUUGUCCUGAAGCCACUCCUUUGUCUUCUUGGCCGUGUGCUUAGGGUCAUUGUCAUGCUGGAAGAUGAAGCAUCGCCCCAGUCGAAGGUCUCGAGAGCUCUGGAGCAGGUUUUCAUCAAGGACUUAUAUGUACUUAGCUGCAUUCAUUUUUCCCUCGAUCCUGACAAGUCUCCCAGUUUCUGCCGUUGAAAAAACAUCCCCACAGCAUGAUGCUGCCACCACCAUGCUUCACUGUAGGGAUGGUAUUGGCGAGGUGGUGAGUGGUGCCUGGUUUCCUCCAGACAUGAUGCUUGGCAUUCAGGCCAAAGAGUUCGAUCUUCGUUUCAUCAGACCAGAGAAUUUUGUUUCUCCUGGUCUGUGAGUCCUUCAGGUGCCUUCUAGCAAAGUCCAAGCGGUUUGUCAUGUGCUUUUUACUGAGGAGUGGCUUCUGUCUGGCCAUUCUACCAUAAAUGCCUGACUGGUGGAGUGCUGCAGAGAUGGUGGUCCUUCUGUAGUGUUCUCCCAUCUCCUCAGAGGAACGCUGGAGCUCUGUCAGAGUGACCAUCGGGUUCUUGGUCACCUCCCUGACCAAGGCCCUUCUCCCCCGAUUGCUCAUUUUGGCUGGGCGGCCAGCUCUAGGAAGAGUCCUGGUAUGGCUUGGUUUGUGCUCUGACAUGCUCUGUCAGCUGUAGGAUCUUAUAUAGACAGGUGUAGCUUUCCAAAUCAUGUCCAAUCAGCUGAAUAUGCCACAGGUGGACUGCAAUCAAGUUGGAGGAACAUUUUAAGGCUGAUCAGUGGAAACAGAAUGCACCUGAGCUCAAUUUUGAGUUUUAAAGCAAAGGGUGUGAAUACUUAUGUAUAUGCAACAUUUGAGUGUCUUAUUUUUAAUAAAUUUGCAAAAUGUUCUAAAAAAAAGUGUUUCGCUUUGUCAUUAUGGGGUAUUUUGUUUAGAAUUUUUGAGGGAAAAAAGGAAUUUAAUCCAUUUUGGAAUAAGGCUGUAACAUAACAAAAUGUGGAAAAAGUGAAAUGGUAUGAAUACUUUCCAGAUGCACUGUAUAUCUGUGCCUGUGUACAUGGAGGCCUUCUUGUGCCUGCUCUGCCCAGCUCAUGAUGUAACAGCAUCAUUCUGCAUUUCCACAUGUAUGACUGAACAAGUUCUAUCAUGUCGCCUCAGUGUGUGAUAUUGUUCAGAGAAGCGGAGGCUGAGGCUCCACACUGUUUAAGUGAUAAAGGACUCUUAGCAUGAAAACAAAGCUAGGAUGCCUCAUUAGCCAGGCAUUGGGGGUCUGCACUAGUGACCCAGCCCUGACUCAGCCGUGACCCAGGUCACAAUGAGCUGCCCGCAGGCUGAUCUGAGACAACACAGCCUUUUUGGUUCUACCUUUUUUUAACAAGCUGCUGCUCAAUGGACGGCUUCUUUCCAAGCUGUUCUGCUCAGUUUUGUUUGCCUCAAAUGGAUAAAGGGGAAUACUUCUCUGUAUACCUCCUGCACUAAAUACCCAUUAACCCUCAGGUCCUUUGAGUUUAAUUCUUUUUUGUCUUCAUUUUGAAUACUUAUCGCUAUAAAUUAGCUGAAUUAAAUCUACCUUUCAAUUCAGAUUUAUUACAGUAUACUAAAACACAUCAGUCAGGCUCAUUGUGGAUACUGAUUACCUUUUGUUACAUCAGUUUUUCUCAGCAGGUACUUUGAAGUCGGCAUUAACAAUAGUCUUUUGAAAUAAAGCCCAGCUUUCAUUCAGAUGGUUGAUCUGAUUCCAUUGAGAUUGUUUUUUUAAUUAAGAGGUGGGCAGCCUUUAUUCGCUACUUCUUGACAGACAAAUGCACUUUUUUUUGCAUUUUUUUUCAUGUGUGCACAUAUUGAUUGAGCUGCCAUGUGAAUGAUCUGAGAAAUGUUGAAUCUAGUAUUAUUCAACCCUGGAGCGAUUGAUUUUCCUCUUUACGGUUGCAAAGGUAACUGUGGUAAUUAGAGUCAGAACAAAGCUCUAUAGCCUACAGCAGCUUUCUGACAACAUAUUUCUUUUAAUUUUCUGGGCAGUGGCACUGAAAAAACACUUUAAAUCCACCAAAUGAAAACAAAGCAAACAGCUGGGACUGUAAGAGCGCUCGGGUUUAUUGUGGGGAUCCAAUCCAGCCAAUGAAAGUAUCGGAGAACAAACAGCUCAAAUUACAAACUUAACAUGCAGUCGUUAGUAAAAUGGACUUGUGAGGUACAGGCAGCGAGGCUGAAAGCAGACAAAAGGUAAAGUAGUAACUUUGAUUUAAACAUUUAAUAGCAUCUGACUCCAUCUGACCACCAGGAUAUUUAUUAUGAAUAAGGCUGGAAGUUUAACAAGAUACUGAGGCGUUGAGGAUGAUCCUUUUUAGGAACAUAACUCAACUGUUUAUUUCCAUCUCUUUAGGGGAAUAGCUGAUUUUAAUUAAACUGUAGUAUAACGCAAAUGUUACCAUUUUAAGUGCUCAUAUUUUUCUUAAGUGUAGCACUUCCUUGUUUAUGGCUAGUAUGAUUAAUGAUAUGCCACAUACAGUCCAUUUAUUGGCUCCCUGGCAAAAGGCAGUAGACUUGAAAGCAUCUAGUGGAAAUAUUGGUACCCAGCAACAUAAUUAGUUUCUUGAAGGAAUAUAUCAACUGUGUCUUAAUGUGUUUUUAAAGCAGAAAAUUUGGUAUUUAUAUAAAAGCUGUGGCUGUAAUUCAAAGCAGACUCACUUAGUUAUUUGUCUUCCUCUCUUUGGGUGUCUGACUACCUGCCGUUUUAAGCCGUUAACUAAUGAUGGGUCACUUUAACAGCCAAGCAGCAGAGGAACAAAAAGAGGUUUUACCAGCCUUACAACAAGCAGCCAUAAGCCUCUUCAAUGAAUGUCAGUUUUGCGCUCUUAUUCCACAAAUUGACUUUUGAAUCCGUUGAAGUGCUUGACAAGGUAAAACAAGACACAUCUGACUGUGUUCCAAUAUUUGAAACUUUUUAUUUGUCCAGAUCUGGAGCUAAUUAAAUUUAAAGCCAAAUCUUAGUCAGUGAGGCAGACAGCCAGUCAGUGCUCCGCAGCCCGCGCUCAUCAGCUCUCCUCUCAUCUGCCAUGCUGCCUAAGAGCCACUGCCUCCUCAAGACGCCAUUAGUUACACAGUGUCAGAAUCCCUUUUCUGGCGCAGCCAUCUUAGUGCUUCCAGUCAGGGUCCAGUGCUACAGUACAAAUACUCCCGGGCAGCAUAUUGAAGUCUGGCUAAGAAAUACCAAUUAAGAUCAAGAAUUGUUUACAAGGGCUUUUGAUCUAACACAUGACAGUGAUUUGUGUUGGGCUUGCAGAUUGAAGCUGUGUGUAUUAGGCGUGCUAAACAAACACUGGAGCAGACUGGUGUAGAUUCAUCACCCUGUGAAGUAAUGCAUCUACAUCUCCUUAAAAUUGACUGAAUCUGAAAUGUGAUUAAAUUUUUCAUUUGGCUCAUGAAUAAAACCUUCCCCCCUCGCAGUGUUUGUGUAACUGUCACAGACGGGCAGGGAACAAAUCACGUCCGGCGUUUUGACAUUGGAAAAAUCAUUUUGGCCCCGAUAAAACAGAGACGCAGAAACACCAGCAUGUGAAUUUUGUGCCUGGCUUUGCACUUUGUCCCAGACUGCUCCUUUAAAAAGCUCAUGAAUAUACAUGAGCGCAAGUGGAGGAUGAAAGUGAAAAUUAAUGGAUCACAUUUCGAGCUGCACCAGCUGUGGACUGGGUUGAUGUAAAUGAUGUUGUUUACCUUUUAUUUGUAAUCCGCAACACCUGUGCAAACAUUUAAUGUACAUUCUCUCUCUCUCUCUCUCUUUCUCUGUUUUCAGAAUGACAUCGAGGCCAGGCCAAGGUAAGACCUUAGAUUUAUUCAUAAUGAUCCUUAAAUAACUAAGCACACUUCAGAACUGUGUCACUCGGGCCCUCGUCCCGCCAACCACCACAAGACUGCUGAGUAUUUACCUGCCAUUGUAACACGCUCAUCAAAGACAUGCCUUUAAAUUGGCUACAGACACAGACUCAGCCGUGCACGUUAAAAAGCCCUGCAUUCCUCUGAACCUACCCCAUCACAUGCCAGUCACGUCCAUGCCCCAGCAAGGCAAUUAGUAGCUCUCAUCUGUGCGUGCUGCAGGGAAUCAGAGGAGGUGACGAUCUGCCCGGUCCAAUAAGAGUGCUGAGGACAGUGGCUGACAGGCUAAAGGUGUAUGCGUGCAUGUGUGUGUGUGUGUGUGUGUGUGUGUGUGUGUGUGUGUGUGUGUGUGUGUGUGUGUGUGUGUGUGUGUGUGUGUGUGUGUGUGUGUGUGUGAGGCCGUGUGUUUAUUUGCAUGCGAUCCUUAUGUGUGCACUUGUGUUAAGACAGGGUGUUUGGUCAUUAGCAGGGUCAAGUUCGCCCUCUAAUACAGCUGAGUAUAAUAAUUUCUACUGUCGGGAAGCUUGUUACAUGUGCUUGAAGAUAUGAGUAAGUGAGCUGGAAAAAUGCAGUCAUACUAUUUCUCAUCAUUUACUUUUUUAUACAUUUUUUUUCCCCCUAAAAUACAUAUUUCACUUUUUGUCCAUUGCUGUCAGACAGUCUGAAAUAGAUAGCCAUCUUCUGGUCUCACACUUAUUGAUCUGUUGACAAAAAAACCUGUGCGUCUCCUUCAGGAGCACUCUCAGCACCACCUGCUGUCUUUGCCUCUCCUCCUAGAUGUCUUUCUGGGCUUUCAUCUCGAAGCAUUGCUCCCCUCUACAGACAUGGCACACAUACUCUCAGACAAAGACACCCUCAGCACAUCUGUCCCUUAACAAAGAAACCCAAUUUACUUCUGAGACCCAUUUUAAAAGGAAGGCUGCAUAGGGCCUAUGCAGUAUUACAUCCUGUGGCCCUCAAAAAAAGAAAAAAAAAAACCUUUGAUGGGCAGUAUGUUUGUUGUCACAGAGGGAAAUCGAAUUUCUAAUUCCACUUUGUAGUCUUGAUACUGUGCUGCUGCAUGCUUGUGGUAGAUUUGCCGAAUUGUUUUGUAAUUUGGAAAUACAAACUAUAAUGUGCCCGGCUUCAAAUAAGCGAAAAAAGUCAUGACCACGGCUGUAAACUGUGCCAACAUGGAAUAUGUUAUUGAUCGCCCAGCCAGCAUUACGACCCCUAAGCUCCAGAGCAGAUGGCAGCGAGCUCAGGCCCAAGGGUGAGAUAGAGCUAAUAGUUAGCCCUUGGUCAAGGUUAGCCGUUACAUCUCUCCACCCUCACAGACACUCUGUGAUAUAAUUACUCCCAGAGUCCCUACAUUGCCCUAAAAUACAGUUGGUGCAGGAGCUGCUGUGGCUGGUGGAAAAUGACACACAAUUUGGAGAAUAACACUGCAGGGGAGGGAAGUUUUGAAGAGGUGAGCCAAAAAGAAAUGAUAAAAGUGAAUUCUGGACAGCCUGGAGUGGAGUUUUAUUAUAGCCGUUGAGUGUUAGAGAUUGGAUUUUUUCAGGUGUGAUGGUAAAACAAACAAAAAAAAAGGCAUCCAGGUGAAAAAAAGAGAUCACUUUGGUGGAGAGGAAAAGGAAGGAGUGAGGAAGAUUUUUCAGGAUCAGACGAGGACUGGAUGUUGAGGGCUUCAUGCAAUAGGAUCCAGACAGCAAAUUGAUUAUGGAGCAGAAACACUAAUCCGCUGUCUGAGCCCCAUAUCGCUGCUGUAGACAGAGAAUCCCCACAGGAGCGCAAUCCUGCACCCACACGCAUCUUUCCCGGACUUCCUUGUCAAUACGAGCCUCCACUCCCACCACCUUCCCUCGAGCCUUUUAACAUAGGUACUCCAUGCCUGCCAAGAUUGGUCCUCCUCUGAAUAUAAAUCUUGUUUAGCUCCCUUUAGCCGAGACCUCUCAAGAAUUGUCUCAUCUCUUAGUGGUGCUCUCCAAAUUUCGAUUGCCCUCAUCGGUUUCAACCCUUCUGACUUGGACCAUGUAUAUGGGAUGGAUGGAUGGAUGGAUGGAUGGAUGGAUGGAUGGAUGGAUGGAUGGAUGGAUGGAUGGAUGGAUGGAUUCGUGAAUGGAUAGAUGAAUGGGUGGAUGAAUUCAUGGAUGGAUUGAUUAUGUGGAUGAUGGAUGGAUUUGUGGAUAGAUGGAUCGAUAGAUGAUGGAUUAAUGUCGUAGAUGGAUGGAUAGAUGGAUAGAAGGAUGGAUGGAUGAAGGAUGGAUGAAUGGAUGGAUGGAUGGAUGGAUCAAUGAAGAAAUUGUUUAAAUUUUACUUCAAUAAUUCUAAAACUCAAAAGCCCAUGCUAUCACCUGGCAUUUACCACUGUAAGAAAUACCCAUGCAUUACCCAAACCUGAAGUCUAUCCUUAACCACCAUGGACUUUCUGAAUUUAACAGAAACAGUAGUGUAACACAUCCCAGUGUCACUUACAGUUCAAAUAAACUCAGUUCAGUGGUUUAAAUUGUCAUUUCAAACUUAACAAAAGACAUGAUCAAGCAACAAAUCAAAAAAAUACAAUUUACAAAAUGUCAGCUUAUACCAGUAAUAUCCUACUUGGUCUUUUCCACAAAAAUGUCUGCUCUCUCACACAAACAACUUUCUUCUCUAAAUGAACUAAGUCUCCAUCCAGCUGAUUCAGUCAAAAGUAUGUGACGAUCAGAUACCUGCUGCUGCCCUUUUGAAUGUCUUUCAUUUCCACCACUCCUAAUCUACCCACGAAGCCAAAUCCACCUAUAUUGACUUUAUAACUUCAUGUAUUUCUUUGCCAUGUUUUUGUGUGCACUACUAAGAAUAGAAUGUGCCCUUAAUACGUAUUUUGUAGAAAAAAAAAUAACUUUGGUUAAUCUAAUAAUGUCACCCUAUUCAUCAGCAUUCUCAUUUUGUAGACGGUGAUCUCACCGAGCUUUAGGACAUCUGAAGUCAUCGUGCUACUGAUCAAUAGAGAGUGGGAGACCAUCCUUGAAACACCACUGCACACACACACACACACACACACACACACACACACACACACACACACACACACACACACACACACACACACACACACACAAAAAAAGUGGAAAGAUGGGGCUUAUUGCUUCAGUAACACUUUAAUUCCAGAAAGACUCUUUUAUGUUGACUCUCGGGAAGUGCGCUAAAGAGAGAAACAGAAACAAAGACAGUGAGACAGUCAAUGAGACGAGAAAGAUGUGCACAGAGGAAUCGCUCAAGUUCGACUUAAAUUUUAUGUUCUUUUAGGACUUAUGAGAAUUGGUUUUCGAAGAAAUGUUGAAGUUUUACUCUUUCGUAUGAAUACUUGGUAUACUAGGAUGUGAAGUCAUUGAGAAGUCGUCCUUAAGGUACUCCUCCAGGAUUGUUGUAGUCUUAAUUGAUAUGAAUUUUUUACCAUGAAUCAGUUUUUUUAUCUUUGAGUCAGCCAAUAUACAUAAAACCAAGAUGAUUUUGAAGUGGUGUUAAGCACAAACAAUAAAACACUUUACAGUUUACUCACACCUGGGAGAGAGAUUUCUCUCAGGUUUUUAGACUAUGCUGUUCAAAGCUAAUGUUCAUAUGCGUGUAGCUUAGACAGGUGUCCUUGCCCAACAAACAUGGACACCACACAAAGCAGGCAAUAAAACCAUUCAUUCAACAAUUACUUCCUCAAUUUUUUGUCAUUUUUAGCUUAAAGUACACACAUUUUUGUAUGUAAUGCUAGCUAAAUCUAGUUUGAGAUGGUCAUGGUUUGUCCUUCUCACAAGCAUAUGAAAUAACCUCUGUCUGAUAACCAUGUGACAUAAAGCUGUUUAUUAUCAGCUGUCAGACACAAAAACUUUUCCAAAACAAAAAGUUAGCAUGUGGAAAUAUUAGCCUUUGGUUACAUAGCUAAAUUUGGGGCACAGCUGCCUGCUAUGUGAUCUGCAUUUCUAAACCAUAGCUUUGAAAAUAAGUGUUCAGUUUCACAGGAGCAGACGAAAUACUAAACUCUGACUGGCACUACAGGGGGGAAUUGAAUUAUUUAUAAAAAUGAUGUUAGUAUUGGUAAACUCAACUCAACUCUACUUUAUUUGUUAAGCACUUUAAAACCACCACAGCUGAACAAAGUGCUGUACAUAACUAGACAAAACAUCGAAAUAAAAAACAAUUAAAACGAUGGAUAAAAUAAAAGCAGAAUUAAAAAGUAAACUAGGGCCCCGGUGGGGCACUGGCGGGCCCGAGCCGUGUCGCGCCGCCCCCAGUGCGACCGCCUACCCCUCCCGAUCGCGUCACACUCAAGGUCCAAAGAUGGUGUGCGCACUUGUCUGUGGUCAUUUACCAUUAUAAUGAAUGGGAGGCGCAGUUUCUACCAAAACGCUCGCUGCAGACAAACUCCAUGUCCUUUUUGAAAAAAGUCUGGACCAUGAGUGAGGGCACAAACACAGCUAGUAUAUAUCCAAAUGGCAAGUUGCUCCUCCUUUCGGUUUUGCCGAGAGAGCGAUGCGUUUGAGCCAUUGAGCGAUGGGCAGGAAAAACUUGACUUUUUCUCCUGCCAUGGGGGGGCGCUCUUUUGGGGAGUAAAAAUUCCUUCACAAAUGUGUUGAUGGCUGGACAUUGCAUCAUCCUAGAAAACUUGGAGGCCAGUGAGCACAAAAAUAAAAAGUUAUAAGACUUUUAAAAAUGUGGAUGUUUGGGUCCUCUUUGGCGCCCCCUAGAACGUAGACCGUGGGGUGCAGCGUCAUGAUUUUUACAACUUUGAAUGGCCAUGGGGUGUAGAUUGGCCUGAGCAAAUUUGGUGUCAGUGGGACGAAAGCCUUAGGAGGACUAAGCCACAUUCCAAUGUGUGCGAAUCUGCAAAAAAUGCGAAAAAGCCCUUUAACCGUACAUUUUACAGAUACGCGCGCAUUGACUUUUUCGUAGAUCUUAUUGAGAUGCACGUGAUUGUCAAAUUUUGUGUCAAUAUGACAAAGCGUACAGGCGUGACAUUCAACAAUGUGUAUUUUCGCCUUGGGGGACAAGAAAAAAUGGACUUUUUUCUCCUGCCAUGGGGGGGGCGCUCUUUUGGGGAGUAAAAAUUCCUUCACACAUGUGUUGAUGGCUGGACAUAGCAUCAUCCUAGAAAACUUGGAGGCCAGUGAGGACAAAAAUAAAAAGUUAUAAGACUUUUAAGAAUGUGGAUUUUUGGGUUAUCUUUGGCGCCCCCUAGAACAUAAACCGUGGGGUGCAGCGUCAUGAUUUGUACAACUUUUAAUGGCCAUGGGGUGUAGAUUGGCCUGAGCAAAUUUGGUGCCGGUGGAACGAAAGCCUUCGGAGGAGUUAGCGAAAUUCCAAUGUGUGCGGAUCGGCAAAAAAUGCGAAAUAGCCCUUUAACCGUACAUUUGACAGAUACGCCCGCACUGACUUUUUUGUAGAUCUUAUUGAGAUACACAUGUGUGUCAAAUUUUGUGUCAUUUUGACAAAGCGUACAGGCGUCAGGUGAGUUUUCACCAUAGGGGGCGCUAUGGAGCAAUUUUUCAUUUUUUUGUUUGGGCGACACCAGAAUAUCAAAUUUUUCACCAGGCCCGGUCGUCCUGCCAAAUUUCCUGAGUUUUCGCCAGUGGGAAGUGGGCCAUUUUCCAGUUUAAAGCGGAGGAAAAAUAACGAAAGAAGAAUCCAUCAGGAACAAGAGGGCUCUCGCAGCUGCUUAGCAGCUACGCUCGGGCCCUAAAUAUAGUUUCAAUGUUGUUAAAAACUAAUUUAAAAACAUAGAGACAAAUAACUAAAAACAAACCAUAAAACACUAAAACAGGAGUUCAAUAUAUAGCAAUACACAGCAGUGAUUCCAAGUAUUUUUGGGAGUAACAUCAACUUUAAGUUUGGGGCUUGUCAAGAUGUAGUCGACUGUGUCCUCUCUCAGUGACAAUCCCCCCUGUGUUUUCAUUUCCUACCAUUCCAUGCAUAGAAAGGGAACUGCAGCAAAGAAAAUAAGACUCCUUAUUAAAGUGUGCGUGGGAAGAGGAAAAGCCCGGUGCUUGUUUAGUUCAGGAGUUUAAGCAUGUGCCCCAUAAACAGAGGCUAUAGAGGUCAUCGUCAGUAUAAGAUAUAACUGAUAAGCUAGUUUCUCUGAGGAUUUAAGUUAUGAUUUGACUAUGUUUUCCUCAGACAGAAUUAAAGUUGAUUAUUUAAUGAAAUGCAUGAACUCUAAUAGUAUCCUUGUUUGGCUCGACUCUCUUUAGCUCAGCCCUGGGUUGUUUUAUACACAUUGGCUUGUCUAUAUGUUUUACACAGAUUUGUGUCAAGGUAGCAUCACCUUUAAAAAACCAUUAAGCAAAAGCGGCUGGUAUAAUUACGGUAUUCUUUUUUUUAUAUAUGUAGGUGAAUAGAGACUUGUUUUUCUUCUAAAUAUCUUGCAAACGAGCUGUGUUUCUUAAACUAUGUCUUAUCUACAAGGCAACGGAAGAAUACUGAGGAAUGAAAUGGAGCAGAUCAAAGUGUCAUAUUCACUCACAUUGCAGUCUUUUCAGAAAUACUUGAGAAAAAUCUCAGCGUUUAUCUGUGUGAGGUUUAUUUUGUUUGCUGAUAGAAAUAAUUUAAACAGUCGGGGGAAGAAAAAAAGAACUAAAAGUCUGGCAAACCCCAGGGCUUACAGCAUAAAAGCAUGUCAUCCUGAAGGAAGAAAGGGGAAAUGAUCCAAGGGUACACAACAAAAAAAGGAAGUGAAAUAGGCAGAAAUAAGUGACAUUAGGAAAGCAGAGGUUUAUGCAGCAACUGGUACAAAUAUAAAAGUAGAAAACUCUGUAAAAUUCAAGAACCUGGGCUGGUAAAAGGCUUGGGUCAAAACCUCUACUUCAUGGUUUAAAAACAAGAAGUCUAAAAGCUUCGCAACAUGUGGUGAGGUUGCUUUGCAGGAGUAAUGGAGGCUGUGUAAAUGUAUCAAUCCCACAGUUUAAUGGCACUUAAAUGGUAAAGCCCACUGGAGAGAGCAGCACUUCUAAUUGCAAAGAAAGGUCCACACAUCCAUCGCUGCAAUCAAUCAAGCCUCCUCUGUAACACAGGGGCUUGGGCCUCCUGCUUCUGCUAUUUUUAUCAUGCAUGCACCGGACACACAGACAUACACAGACACACAAGGGCACACAGGUAGAAUGUUAGCAUAUUCUGUCCUCUAAUUUUCUGUUCAAUUGUCUUCUUUGUCUCACCAUUUUCCCAAAUAUGAACACGAUUUAAUUAUGUGGCAUGUAUUUGAUAUAUAUAAACUGCCCUGUGUACUGUACUAAGACUCUGUAUGUGUUCUGACUAGAAUUACACAGUACAAUUGUGUGAUCCAACAUUAGCCUCACUAGUACUUUGUAAAUGGACAAGAUGACUAAGUACAAAACUCAACAAGAAUCUAAAGAUACCUUUUAGCAACCCUACAUUAAACUAGGGGUGGCAAUCACUCGUGGCCCCACAAUACCAUAUUAUCACGAUACUUGGGCCGUGAUACGAUUUUUCAGCUGUUUAGCUAAUCAGUAUUUGUCUUUCCUUUGUGUUUGUCUUAUUUAUGCUGUAUUUUAUUUUCAUGUAGCACAUCUUGCAAACCUUAUAUAUAUUUGUUGCACUUUUCCCUGCUCUAUGAUGUCACAUUUGCCAACCUCACUGGACAAACAGUUGAUUUUAUUUUUCCAUUAUCAUAGAUUUGACUUCAUAUUAGCAAUUAAUUUGAAAUAAUUGAUACUUGGUAAAUGAGACUAUACGAUUAUGUCUGGUGAUAACCAGACAUAAUAUUGCAUUACUACACUGUAUCAAUUUACUGAUGUACCUUAAAUGUACUUUGACACAAAUGAUCAGUUACUAUUCAGACCAUGUCAGAUCAACAUUUUUCAGGGUGUGCUGCAUGUGUGAACCAAGCAGACAGAUUUUUCAUCCCAACUUUGCCCAGACUUCUCCUACCAUCAUCUGAAUAAAAUAUCCACAUAAAGUAGGAGUGAGCUGAUUGCAGCAGGCAAUACUCAAGCGGGUGUGUGGAAUGGUGAUGAUUAUAUCACGCAAUCAAUUCCAGCCUGGAAGAGCGACACGUAAUAUUUUAGAUAAAACUAUCAGACUCCUUUGCAUGUGAAGCUGUGAAAAAUAACAGAUCCCUUCAGGGCAAAUUUCGGCUUAGAAAUUUUAAAAGACAUUGUACAACUCAGUGUUUCUGAUCUCAAAACUUGAUAUUUUAAGGUUUCUACUGCUUAGAAUAAUGACAGCUUCAAAAGUAACUGAAUUAUUUUUGUCGAUGCUUUGUGAAAUAUGAUCAUCUUCAUGUUUUUUAAACCCUCUGAAUGUGUGUAAUUGUUGAACUUGUGCAUUAAGACUGGGGGUGGGAAUCACCAGUGGCCCCACGAUACGGUAUUAUCACGAUACUUGGGCUACGAAACGAUAUUAAGAUAUUGGAAUUUUUAACAUUUUGCAAUUCAGUGAGCACUGCAAUACCAUAUAUUACAAUUCAUACAAUUUUUUCAACUGUUUAGCUAAUUCAGCAUUUGGCUUUCCUUUAUGUUUGUCUUAUUUACACUGUAUUUUAUUUUCAUGUAGCACAUCUUGAAAACCUUUGAUAUAUUUGUAUUUUUGUAUUUAUCAAGACUUGGUUAAUGAGACAAUACGAUAUAUCAUGAGACAAAGUAUCGCAAUUUUUUUCUCCCAUCCCCUAAUUAAGACUACUGUUUGCUAUGUCUCUCUUGUAAAAAAGAUCUCUUACUUUAUUACAGAGACCAAGUUAAUUGAAUUUUUCAGUGAUAGAAAAACAAUAAAACUGUAUCCUCAAUGAAUUAGUUGGAUAUGAAUGAUAGUAAGUUUGUUGUUAGAGCUCUGUAUCACUUAUCACUACUUGAAUAGAAAUGUGUUGUGUCCACCCUCCACUAUAAUCCUUUGUUAUAAUCUCAACAGUGGAAAUAAGGACCAGCGGUCAUAAAUUGCACAUAUUGCAGAAAUGUUUCUUCCUCUGCCCAGGGGGCUGAAGAAGUUUUGAGAAGUGGUUUCCAUUUCCAGCGCUUAAAGCAAACUUUUCUUAAAAUAUUCAGCAGAUGUGAUUUUAAAUGAGCUGUGUACAUUUUCCGUCCUAUAUCCCUCGUUCUCAAACCACUGCUUUCAAUCCCCCCAUCACUGCCAGCUCACUGCCAGAUGAGAGCAAUGGGGCAAAUCGCUCACUAUGUCUGGCUGAGUGACGGCUGUAGACCACCCUCUAUCAUGGCAUACAUUCACGCCAACGCACACACACACCCCCGACGAGAUGGGGCUGACAGGGAAACGAAGCGGGCACUUUGGGACACAGCUUAUCAGUGUGUCUGAGCUGCAUGCCCUUCACUGGGUCAGAUAGACGGGUUGGGUGGAGCAGGAGGGAGGCGGUGGGGUGCCAAGGGAGCAUGGCCAGAGGACACUGCACAGAGGGAGGGAAGGAGCAGCAUUUUCUCUAAUUAAAUAUUAACAUCUUCUUCUAUAAGAGGAGCCACUACAGGCCAUUUUGCCUUCAGACCACUCUGCGUUUGUGUGUUUAUGUGGACAUGCCCUCAUUUAAUAAUUUAAAAUGUCUCAGAGAUGCAGCUGUAUCUGUUUUCCUGUGUGUGUAAGGCCUAGCUGUUUUUUUCUGACUGUACUGAAACUUCAUAGCACACACACACACACACACACACACACACACACACACACACACACACACACACACACACACACACACACACAAGCACACACACACACUCUCUCUCUGUCUCUCUCUUUCUCUGUCUCUCCCUCUGUGCCUCUCUCAAGUCUUUUACUGUGCUGUCACUCUCUCGCUGUUUGUGUCUGUCUCUUUCUCUCCCGAUGUCUGUCUUUUUAUGACUCUCCGUUGUCUUUAUCUGUCUUCUCCUCUCUCUCUAUUGCUCCCUCUUUCCUGGCCAUCACCACUCCACGGGGGUGUAUUUGAGGUCCCAAAUAAAUUCAAGAUAUACACAGUCCAAACUGACAAACACAGAGACGUUGCAAUUGGACUACAAAAGACCAUAAGCAUGCAUAAUGCAUGCCAUGUGCACAAUGUCCCAAUUGUUAAAGUCUUUGUGUGUAACGCAGACAUUGUUGGCAUCAGCGUGAUUCAACAUCAAACAGUUUUUGUCAACGUAGGGAGAGGAGUGUGUGAGAGAAAAUAAGUCGAUGAAUGUAUGCAUGCGUGUGUGUGUGUGUGUGUUUUCCUGUUUGCUCUGUCUUUUGUGAUGACUAAUGGCAGUUAUUUGUUUCUGCUGAAACUUUCUCCUGAAUACUGAUAAGGUAAUUUACCGUCACAAAGAUGCCUCUGACUUUGGCUUGAAGUUAUCUCGGCACCAUCUAUUUCACUUUUGCGUGCGGGAGCAUCCAGAGUCCAUCCAAAGGUUCCAGCAUAAUAUGAUGGUUCAAAGAGCAUGGAAGCUGUCUAAUUGAAUAUCCUGCUGAAGUGACAGCUAAAUCAGUGCUGUGUACCCACCUGUCCAAAUGUAAAACAAACUAGACAGUCAGAACAAAACAACAGGACGAGAACAUUGUCGAACAGAAACACCUUCUUUGAUAUAAUGGUUUUGCAGUCUUAAUUGACAGACAAUGAGUUUGAUGUUCUUCGGGGAUUUUAAUUUCACUUGACUGGUUUACGACAAUCAUAGAAUUAUUACCAUACAGGAAAGGAAACAUUUCUUCAUUGAAAUGCAAUCAGACCGAGACGCUAAGGCAGAAUAACUACCAUGUCUGCAGUGCAAAAUGAUAAAUUUGGUGAUUAUUACUCCAAGGAAAUGAUAAAGAAAUGGUCAGAAAUGUUCUUCCUUGAGCUGCGUCACUCCGCAGCAGUACGUAAUGUACUGGCCUGAGGUCUUGCUACAAACAAACAGCUGCUGGAUGAGGGUAGCUGAGUUGUGUUUAGUCUCUUUGCUAAAGAAAUCAGGCAAAACUAAAAAGAUGUUUGGUGGCUAGUGCUAUGGCUAGGAGCCUAUAUGUACUGUUGAUGAAGUUAGGUGCUGUUCUGAGCAUUAUUUGUGGCUAUAGAGUAGCAUUUUGGUUGAGGUUUGUUUAUGGCUCCUCAGACUGCUCUUAUUGCUAUCCUGCGGUCAUUAUUAAAGUUGGUAUAACUAUAGCAGUAAGCAGUUGGCAAUAUUCAUCUCUAGAGGGGAUAUCUAAUGCGGUGUUACGGUGUGUUUGACCCUAAAUUAAUUUUAUGCUUGAAUAUCCCUUUAAAUUGAUCAGCAAAUACACCAACUCAGUGCUGUAACAGGAUAAAAAACAACUUUUUCCACCAAAAAUUUGUCCUCCCUUUCAAAUGAGUAGCCAGCACAGUAAACUUCACUGCCAUCAUUAAUGUGUUAUUACUGCAUUUUAAAACUAGUGCACUGUUUUAGCACAGCAAAGAAAUGCAGAUUUCCGGUCAUGUAUCAUUACAGCAAACAACAAGAUAGAGUGAACAAUGGAUGUUUAAUUCCGGACUAGUUGACAGUCCAAAGGUUCAAAAGCACCCAGAAAACAGUCAAAACUGAGCAGAAUAGGGUUUCAGUGCCAGCUUGGACACGAUAUUAAGACUGGGGAUGUCCCCAUACAACUUUUUUACUUCCCAUGAAAUACAGACACUGUAGCCUUCAGUAUUGGCCAAUACCAGUAUUGAUCCGAUAUUGGCACAAAAUUGUGUAUGACAAGUUUCGCACUCUGCUGUAAUGUCUCUUUCAGACUUCAAUGAAAAUUACAGCCACACAGCUAACAUCACUCCCGCUCCUUGCUACUUUGUUAUUACCCUAGUAUGUCUGAGUAUAACCAAUAUCUGAUAUCAAUAUUGUAUCAGGACACCCCUAAUAAAGACAUUGCAAUCAUUUCACAUUUCCCAUCAUACCUGGAACUCCUGGGGUUUGUUUUUCAAUUUGAAAUAGUGCCUGCUGUCUCCAGAUGACCACUUUCUAUCAUCUAUGUGACUGCUUAUCAAUCAGGAAGAGGUGAAAUGACCACAAACCAUGACUGCUGAGUGUGGCUACUGUUAGCAGUGCUAGCACCAUCAACCCCAGAAUCAGCCGGUUUUUACACAUAUGAGGAAUUUGUCUUGGUAUUUUGGUCCAUAAACAAUGAAAACAGAAGAACAACAACAAAAGAAGGAAAUAUAUUCUUACAAGGAGGAGCAUGGGAGUUCAGGUCAGGUGGAAGGCAGCGGUGGGUCAGGGUCUCAUUUAUGAGGAAACUUGUGUUGUGUCUGGGGUAAUAGGGGUUGGUCACAAUCUUACCUGCAAGCCUUAAGGUCCUGGAGGUGUACCGGUCCUGCAGAGAUAGCCGGUUGCAGUUUUCUGCAGAGUAGAUGAUUCGCUGCUGCUCGCUCUUGUCUUCAGCAGCGGCUGCAGCAGUUCAGAUUCUAAUGGAAGAGGGGAGGAUGGAGGUGAAAAAGUGCACCGUCAUUGUCUUUGGCAGUUGAACUUUUUCAGCUACUGCAUGAAGUACACCCUCUGCUGUCCUUUUUUGAUCAACUCCCACUUUAGCUCCUGAGUAAUGAUGGUCCCGAGGAAGUAGAAAGAAUCCACUUGGAAACUCAGGAGUCUCAGCAGGUGAUGGGGGCGGACAUGGCUGGGUUCCACCUAAAAUCCACAACCACCUCCUCUUUCUCUUCAGCAUUAAGCUCCAAGUUGCUGAAACAAAACAAAACAAAACAAUACAACACAGUCCGAAAUGCCAAAUUGCUGAUCUGCUUUCCCAUCUUGGGUCCCAGAUGUCUGUGCUUAAUGUUACCCAUUGUUCCGGUUAAAGCAUUAGGGAGCAGUCUGUGCAGACACAUAACCACUGCCAAAAUGCACUGCUGACACAAGAUGCCAUUUGCUCAUUUGAGCUUUUUUGCAUCUGGGACGUAGAGCAAAGAGAGCAAUCCCACUGACUACAGCUACAGCCUUGGCUAGUGGUAGGAGACUGGGCUACAGCUUAGGCAGCAUUCAUUAGCAUUGUGGGUCUAAACUCAUAGGUUUGACAGUCUAGUAAGGCAGAAGGAAGGUUGAUAAUGUUCAAUUAAAGCGCCAGUGAGGAAAAUUGAGCUAUUUACAAAACAGACUAAGAUUGAUAUAGAAGCCACUCUGUGACCUACAUAAGCAAAGGAGACCAUCAGUGGCAUGAUUGAUUUUGUUUUUAUUGAGUUAUUUUUAGUGCUAAAUCCUCUGAUAGGGGAGUGGUGUCACAUGAUGAACUGUACAUGAGCAAAACAGCCUUUUUUAAAGAUUUUCAAAUGAUGCCUGUUACAUUUGAGACAACGACAGGACAAAUUCAGCUAACGGAGAAGAAAACCCCUUUUUCAACAGGUGGUGCAAAAAUCAACACUGUAGAAAGGUCACUGCAAGAGCUUUUAAGAGUUUUUCCAACCUUUUUGUUUGGAGUGGUCUCAAAUCCUUCUUUUUGACAUUUUCUAGGUUUCCCUGAAGUCGUUUGGGGAAGCCAAAAACCUGCAGGAUUCACAUUGAGCGUGUUCCAUAACCGUCCUAAACUGUCACCAUCGGGCGGUGCGUGUCAUUGCCCGCUGGAAGUGUGUUUGGAGCGUAGCAGCAGCGUAGUGCAGCAUCAGGCAGCUGGACUCACUAUAGAGGAAACAACAUACUCACAACAGGUUGUUUUGCCUUUCUGUGGUCUAUUUCCUGAUAAUUUGGAUUUUAUUCUGUGGCUGUUGUGCUUUUACUUUUUGUUAACAAGCAGCAAGAUUUUAGGGUUUCAAUUUUUGCAGGUUUACUCGUUUUUAGUAAAGUAAAUUAUGUUCCUCUAUGCCGUGCUGUUACCUUCAGACAGAGUUAGCUGCUAAAAGUCCACAUGGAUCAGAGACCGGUUGUCCUGUGUUACUGAUAAAUCCAUAACUGGGAAGUAUUUCUCAUUUACACGAUCUGGUAAACAGUUAAGAGUCCACAUAUGGAGUAUUUUUUUGGAAUUUACCAAAUGACAUGCACCUCACCUGUGCGUUACAUUCUGUCUAGGAUGAUAUUCUCUGCACAGAUUGACUUGCGCUGGGUGCGUGCUCCGUCAAAAAUAGACUUGGUGUGUAUCUUUAGUGAAGCAGUGUGUAGGGAUGCUUCUGGAAUGGAGCUGAGAUGCAUCCUUUGGGUGUUGCUAUAUUGAUUAGAGUGGGAAUGUAUUUGCUGCAUAGCAUGCAACACUGACGUAACGCAUCCAACAUGCAUCCUAUGGGUUUUGGGCCUAAGGGUUUCAGAUAUGGGUGAUUGCUGGCCUCAAACCUUUUGAGAUUGUUAUUGACAUUAUUAACAAAGCCAAAUAAAAACAAGUUUUUCCUCUUCUCAAAUCAAGCAAAUCUUAUCAUAAAAUGUCUAAAAUUGGAAAUAAAUCUGCUUUUCUGUUAAAAAAACGAAGUCCUGAGACUGCGUCAAGCUAAUUUUCCUCAUAUGAAAUUGUUUUUCAUUCCUGAGGUCAGAGAGGAAAGUACUCUGUGCUUUACUCUUUGGAUUUGGCAGUACGAUGUGAAAGUAAUAAAACUGUGUCCACACAAGGCUGCUGCUAUACAGGUUUCAUACUGCUACUAUUGGAUAAAGUCCGAAUCAACUAAUAUAAACUAAAUCAGGUAUUGAAGUCGCUAUCAGGGGAGAGCGGUAUGUGAAAAUCUCUUUUUAUUAGCUGUACCAUAUAGGCCUUUGAGCAGCAAAGCACACUGUAUAUAUAGAGUUUGACCAGAGCUUUAGGAGCGCAUCUUUUAUCGAUCUGCUGUGUAGAUAGAUACACAUACUGUAGUCUGUGAUCCCAGAGAGCAGAGAGCCAGCUGUAAGUGCCUGGGAUGCAUUCGAGGCUACAGUACAGUGUGGCAGAAUCGGGUUACUGCCGUGUUUGUGCUGAUGCUCCCAGCCCGUACUGCCCAUGAAUAAUGGAUUGUUAAUCCAUGUGUGUAAAAUACAUCUCUCUCUUUCUCCCACACACCUUUCUUUCCCCUCUCCAACAAGGCUCUUCUUGCUAGCGUGCAAAGGUGUGUUUGCACUCGCACUUCUUUUGUCUGUGUGUGCGUCUCCCUUCAGAAAUCAGUGUCAGCGGCAUUGUGACUUUUUUACCUUGAGAAAAAGCAAUGACUGUCGGUUUUAUUCUGCUGACAUUGAAAAGCUGGUAAGAGAGUGUAAUUGAACAAUUUAACAAGGACUACCACAGAACCUCUUUAAAUAUUCAGUUUUGUUGAACUUUGCCGUAAAGAAUAAAAGACAUAGAUUUAAUACAAGGCAAUGGCUUGAGAACAUUUGCAAUUCAUAUUUUUUACAUCAGGCUGCUGCUGUCUUCCAGAGGGAUAAGUUGAAAAAGAAGUUGUUUGUCUGUUAACAUCAUUAGAGGUUAUGUCAUAAUAAAAACAGUGCAAAAGGAGAAGAUAAAUAGAAGUGUUGGUAGCUGUAAAAUCUUGAGCCUAGGUAUGAGGCAGCCAGUCUUAGAUGAGCGGGUGUGUGAGGAGGUGUAUUUCAACACAGAGGGAGAUGUGUGGUGACUGCUGAAGAGGAAAAAAAAAAGUGUGAAGUAAAAGGAGGGUGAUAACAGCAGUGUUUCAGUGUGCUUUCUGGGCAGGUUGGUAAUACAGAAUGGAAAGGUUUGAAAAAUGGGCGAGAGCACAGCGAAUCAUAUUUCUGCAGGCUGCAGAGCACGAAACAGCGACUAUGACGAAGACUCAGAUGGUGCGCUUCAUACGAGCUUCCUGCUAUGAACAUGUUAUCUCCUCCAGUGGUCUAUAUUUUGUUCUAUCUGCUCCAACACUUACCUCUCCCUGAUAACCAAGCACUAUCUAAUGUUACUCUAUGUUUAACAUGAUACCCAGACGCUUAUGCUCAUCUUUGCUCAGUCUUUUACUGUCUCUGCGGCUGUAAAUUGAGGCGGAACAUGUCAGGUUUAUGCCACGCUGUAAAAUGUGUUGAUGUGUUAUUAUCCACUUCAUCAUUUAUGGGUACGGAAAAGUGUGUUCCUAUGAGUUGCUGUUCUCUCUCUCUCUCUUUUUCUCUCUCUCUCUCACACACACAGCCUGUCUUGUUAAUUUCUUUUCUCUGCACCUGCUCAUUAAAUUACUUGUGCAGACUUCUCUGGCUGUCCCGUCUAAUAAUCACAUCGUGAUGGAGUCCUCUGCAGUUUGAGAGGGAACGGUAUUAAAAUAGAAAAUAAAUCCAAAUGUGUUAAUUACCGCUCACUUUCCCUUCCUCUAAAAUCAGAUAUUUCCUGUGUGACUCUGUGUGCCUGUGUGCGUGGCAAUGUGUGUUUAUGCACACAUGCAAUUAUUUGAGAGGAAGAAAGUGCAAAAAAAAUGAGAGUGCAAAUGUGAUAGAAGAUGGUGCAGUGAGGAAGAAAGUUGGUAGACAGCAGAAGAUGGUUUGCGACACUGAAGGUGCAGAUGUUGUGCUUUUCUGUUUUGCUUUGUUUAGUUGUUUUUUUUAUCUCCCUCAAAUAUCAUCGCACAUCUGGAGAAAUGUAGCUGUGAUUGAAUGACCUUCAGGUUUUGAUUUAUUCCUAGUCUUUCAAAUCAUGCACCGUGUCCACUGAAUUUUCUUGCUGUCAGGCUGUAAAGCCUGUGUGCUCCAUCUGUAACAUCAAAUUAGAUGGCAGUAAGGAGUAUUCAUGUUUUCAGUUAUUAAUUAAAGUGACAACAAAGACGCAGUCAUGCUGGGGGCUUUGUGUUCCGUAGUACGCGAAGAUCUGAAUGCUGUCAUACCCGCACACACAAAAUAAACGUACUUUUGCAGUUUUUAAAGUCACCAUGUAAAUAAUUUUCAUAAAUCAGGGUAGCCUGAAACAAUUGGUAGAUGCCAUCGCACAGGAAAGUAAGAGAAAGUUACAGAAAGUCAGUAGUUUGCAGGUGCUCAUCCCAUAGUUGUCGUGAUGUUUAAAUUCUGACCCUAAUGAGCCACAGAAGACCAACAUUACCCUGCUAGCCUGAUUAACAGUUGCAACACCAGCACUAAACUCAAGUGUUGGAAAGUAAGCAAAUGCUAACACGCAUAAAUCUGCGUUUUUUUGAGUGUCCACUUCAGACUGACUCCACAUAUCAAACAGACAUCUUCACUAAAUGGCCUUUGUGCCUCUGUUUCUAUUGUUAUGCUAGCAAAAUUAUAAUUAAAUGGUAUGCACCGAACCUGCCAUCUCUCAAUUGUUGGCUCAUUCUGUGAUUUUUAUGUGUCCGUUUGUCAGAUAGUACAUGGGAGUUUGGUUUCUACAUGAUAGAGGCAGUCUGUAAUGACAGAAGGAGCUGGUUAUUGCGAGUUACAUGGUACAUGUAGGUCACCUGCAAAUCUUUUCCCAGAGAUUGGAGCAAGUAAAUGGCAUGUCUGCUACAAUCCACUUGCUCUCUGAGCAUCUUUAAAUUUGAUGAAUUACAUUAUCCCAACAAUGGAUCUAGACUGUUAAACUCUGAUGACCAAGGGUGCCUAUCACUAAGGGUGGCAAUCACUAGUGGCCCCAUAAUACGACAUUAUCAAGAUACUUGGGCCACGAUACAAUAUUAUAACACAUUUUUAAAAAUUUGCAAUAUAGUGAGUAUUGUGAUACAUUAUAUUGCAAUAUUUUUUUUUCAACUGUUGAGCUAAUUUAGCACUUGUCUUUCCUUUGUGUUUGUCUUAUUUACGCUGUAUUUAUUUUCAUGUUGCACAUCUUGCAAACCUUUUAUAUAUUUGUUUUACUAACUUUCUCCUGCUCUAUGAUGUCACCUCCAUCAAGCUCACUGGACAAACUGUUUUAUUUUUCCAUCAUAGAUUUGACUUCAUAUUAACAAUUAAUUUGAAAAAUCAAUACUUGUUAAAUGAGACGAUACGACAUAUCACCAGACAAAAUAUCGUGAUACUUCUCCAAAUAUGGUCAUGCCUAGCUCCAGAAAAGUCAAACCCGAGAACACAUUUACAAAACCAUUGGGUGAUAUGAUGGUUGCUUCAUCUGAUAAUUUUACAGUCAAACAUAAAUACUGGCUUAUUGAUUUUAUUCAUUAAUUGAUUGAAUGGAGAGGGCUAUAUUCUGGCGUCAGUCAGUAGUGUUACUGGGAGGCCUCUGAUUUAUACUGUACAGUUUAUCAGAUCUGAACCUUUGACAGCUGGACUGUAAUGACCAGCAAAUGUCAGUGAUGUCAUGCAAAAUCACCAGCUGCCAAUCAUUGAGUUACUAAUUGGCCUGAUGGGCAGAUUGCCUGCCUGUGCUAUAGGCAAUCUGUGAGGAGUCCUGAGUUGUAUGUAGCGUUGAGACAGACAUGAUUUGGUUGAGAUCAGGCUGAUAUGACGAAGUGCACAGGGAGUCUGAGCAAUUAGAGCUUCCUCUGUUUCUUUCUGAAGCUUGUCAGCAAAUUAAAAUAAAACAGGACAAAUAAGCCCCAUGGAAAGUCUUUCCACAUUAGCACAUGCUCCUUCAUAUUUCAUCUUUCUCUAUCAAACACACAAAAUACACACUUGGACCCACACACCCCGGCUCUUGGUGCUCUGUCCACAAGGCAGCUUGUCAUACCCAAUCUGCGAAAACUUUUCCUUCCACCCAAUCAUGCAUGCAACUUACACGCACACACAAGGAAAAGCACUCAGAAGAUGUCACACUGUGUGUUAACAUUCAUUACUUAUUCUUAAAGCGCACAUAAACACACACAUGCUCAUGAACACUUGAACACACACUUGCAUAGUUAGGAUAAUUAGUGGUGAGAUGGAAGAAAGAGCUGUCUCUACACUGGGAGGAAGAUGCUGCCACACACAUAUGCCUUCCUCUCAGCGUCUCACCUACUUUGUCCCUUGCAACCAGUCUCUCUCUGUCUCUGUCUCUCUCUCACACACACACACACACACACAAACAUAUACACACACACACGUGCACAUGGUGGUGUGUUAGCCUUCAGGUGGAAUUACAGGUCUGAUUUCAGCUUAGUGGAGAUGCAGGAGGACGAUAGUGGCAGGCUGAACCGAGGGGCAAUGAAUCAGUGCCUUAUCAGACCUCUGGCCUCAGGUAUGAAGUGUCAACACAGGGACAGCACACACACAAACACACACACACACACACACACCAUUGGCAAACAUCUUAGUUCCGCAGUUGGACAGAGCAACAGCGUCACAGCACAUGUGUCACACGGCUCAGUGGGGCAGUUGUCAGGACACUCUCCCUCUCUUCCAGUCCACACUCCGUCCCUCAGCUUACUUAUUCCCCCAGCGCGAGGAAGGAGGAGGACUGAAGGUUGGCAUGUUUAAUUCAGCAGCCUCACGACAGGCCCCGUCACAGCCUAGAUUUAUAGGACUGCCGAGAGAAGAAUGAGGAGAUAGUUGGGAUUUAAAUGCCUCAGGAUGCUAAUGGGAGAUUUAGCUUGCACUUUGGAAAAUCACCUUAAUCCGGCGUUGUUCUGUGAAAAGAAGGAUGUGAACGAAAUAUGAGAGGCUUUUAAUUAGAUUUUUUUGAGUCAAAUCCACAGAUGGAGAGACGUUAGUGCUUUUAGAAUAGAAAUUUUGUCGACAUUCACAUGUGAUUACAGAUUAACAUCUAAUUUCAAAGGUUGCGGCCGCUUUUGGAUUUGAAUAAGAAAAUAACAAAAUUGCGUCUAGUUUCCUGGAGAUGAAGUACGUGAUUGAGGCGUAUCACCUUCAGGAGAAGACAGGCUUUCAACGCUGAUGUUUUACAGGAUGCAUUAAUGCACAUAAAAGUUUAUUAGUCAGGGGGCGCUGGGAGCUGUCAAGCCCCAUUGCUUUAUUUCUCUGCCAUGAUGCAUCUCAAUGCUGUUUCACUAAGAACAAAACAACAAAUUUACAGACUAAUAAUGGUCUCAGGUUGUGCAGCCAUGUCUGUGAGGUCUGGUUCUUACACUUCUACAUCAUAGCACGAAAUUUACCUUUAAUUUUUUUUUUUUUUUUUUUUAUGUGGGUGGAGAUCAUAACCGGUAGUCUUUGAUGUUGUUCCAUGAGGAUGAUCUUUGUGCUGCACCCUGAGGGAGGUCCUUUAUUCCACAGUGUGUUUAACAUUCUGCAGAGGGAAAAGCAGUUAGGGAUGGAUAAGGCAUAUGAGACUUUUAUCAGGCGAGAUGGCAGUUGUGACAGUCUGGAGCUCAGGUUUUCUGGGCUGUCUGUCUGGGUGUCCUUCACACCGAGGGCUUGGAUGAUGGAGCUUGGAUGCAGGGGAAGGGACGUUUUCAUGUGACAGAAGGCUUUGCCUAAUAGCCGCUCUGAUCGCCAACUCUAUCUGUUUUUCUCGGUCUCAUAGAUACGCCCCCUUUUUUCCUCUUCCUUCUCCUCUUCUCUGGCCAUAUGCGCCUCCGACAUCCCUUCAUCUGUGAUUGAGGAGAGUGCAGGCAGAGGAGGGGUCCACAUCAUCACUCCAUGUGUGGUGUAAACAGGCUUUUAAUUUUCCAAACCUCUUCAGAGCGAUCAAGAUUCCGGGACAGGCACCUGGGCAGUCGGCUGAUUAAGGUGGCGCCGGCGUUCUGCUGUUAGAGAAGGGGGGUUGUUUGAAACAGGCAACAGGGGGCAGCUCUGCCAGUCUGCCAAGUGUGUGGGCGCUGCUGUGACCAGUCAGUCUUCAUAAUGGCUGUCUGGCUCUGGGACAAAGCCAGCUCACCGGUCACAUGACUGACUGACUGUGCAGACCAGGCGAGGAAGGGCUCCCAUCAGUAAGCGUGGAUCAAUGGCGCCUGCGGAGACGGCAAAGGGCAGAGAGGGUAAAGCAUUACAGAUGGAGAGUGGGAGGAGAAAGGAGAGUCGACAAGUAAAAAGUGGAAAAGUGAACUGAGGAAGAAUAGAGAGUGGACCAGGACAUGAGAAUACACUCAACUGAAAGUCAGCAAAGAGUGAGUGGAAAUGGCUGAACAUAAGUCCAAAGUAAAAGUGAGACAGGGGACAGCACAGGUGCUUACUAUUCAUUACCUCUAAGCUGAUGCUGUGUGCUCUCUGAAGGACAGAUAAAAGUUUAUCGUUCUAAUAUGAAUUUCUCUUCCUUUCUCACGUCUGUGGAUUUGAGAUCCAAACUUCAAAGCAGUAUUAGAUACCAGCAAAAUUUCAAUUUCAGUCAAAGGUUUAGUCUGCAUUUAAAGUUUGUGUUUAAAAAAAAACACACACAGGGGAAAGAAUUGCCUUGCUUGGAAGGGAUCAGAUAUCCUCAGACCUGAAUAAUGAAUCCAGAUCAACCUGGUGCUCUGCUCUAGAUACGGAAGUUCAAUAGGUUCAGUAUUUGGGUUUUUUAUAUUUAACUAGGCUGACAAAGCAGGUAAUCAAGAGAGAUGUUCUGAGCUUUCACACAUUUCAGGGUUAGGAAUUAAAUUCAAUUAUUGCAAAGGAACAAAUUUAGCAGAGGAUUUAGAGACAGAUUUUCACUGCAUGAAGAAUAGUCAUAGAUCUGUCAAAGAGUACCGGUGGGGGGUGCAUCUUUGAUCCAAAAUCAGGUAAUAAACGUCUGCAGCCGCACUAUCAUCCUUGUUGCUCUUGAAGGUGAUGUAUUGGAAGCAAGGAAAAUGAGCCAGUGUAACAGUGUGAGCCACUUAGAUGAGGACUGCCAUCACAUUACUUAGUUGUGAUGGUAAGAUGACUGGGUCAGAGUGUCCCCAAAACUGCUGCUCUCCUCAGGUGUUCACACUCUGGAGCAGUCAAUGAAGGGGGUUCGAGGAGGAGGAAGUGUUGCAGUGGUGACAAUGUUCUGGGCUGAAAUUCUCGUGCCCCCACAAAUCUCAUAAAUCUGAAACAGGCUCCAGGUUUGAUGUGGUUUUUGAUACCAAAGCCUAGUCACUGUGUGUCCUACAGCAUUGUAGAACUUAUUUGUAAUUGCACUAUGUGAGCACCACAAAAUACAACGUUAUUUUCGACUUGUUUUGAGUCAUCAAUGAGCGCAUGAAUUCCUGUCGGACCCACUUCCAUUAAUGUGAAGGGUAACGUUCAAGCUGGUCUAUAUAGCGAGUAGCGCGUGUAACUUAACAUGAACGUAACAGCGUAGCUCCUUGAGCGGCAAGUGUCCCCCCCACGGCCACAGCAGCGCCACUGAUAUAAAAAAUUCUUGGGAAAACACUGAAUUGUGUGUUUCAUUUCUUAGACUAUUUACAUCAGCCCAUCACUACGGUGGCCCUGAGGUGCAAAACACAACGGCAAAUCAGAAAGCACAACAGCAAAAAGAGAAAACACAACAGCAAAUCAGAAAACACAAUGGUUAAUGUUGUGUUUUCUUAUUUGCCGUCAUGUUUUCUCUUUUUGCUGUCAUGCUUUCUGAUUUGCCAUUGUGUUUUCUUAUUUGCCGUUGUAUUCUGCAUCUCAGGGCCACCGUACAUGAGUAUGUAAAAACGCUGGGUCUAUUUUUUCCUGACCUAAAUCCUGUAGCUGGGCACAUAAACUGGACCAUACUUGUAUGUUACAGAGUGAUGCUUUCACUUGAUGGAUUGGAAUAUGGCCAGAGUUCACCGACCACACAGAAAAUUGAAUUAUGGUCAACUGCUAGGUGUAUUUUUAGUUUAAAGUGUCAGACUUGGUGUCACACUGGAAAGGUGAGGCUCAGACUCAUGGAAUUACAGUGUUUACUAGCGAUGCAUGAUUGACUUCAACUUUUAUCAGUCUGAAAUCUGUGCAGGCCCAAUGGGACCAGUGCUCUGCCAGUUUUCACAGAACAAAGCAUUUUACUUCAGCAAAAGUGUGUAAACUGUGACAACUAAAGCCAUCAGUCACCGGGUUCUCUCUCGCAACAAAACCAUAACAGCUACUUUCACUUUGUAUCACCUUUGUAUCUGUAGACAAUGGGCAGUAGACCACAGUGAGCCAUUUAUCCCAUUUCAUAAACAGCCCUUGGGCUUCUUUAUGGCUCUCGGUUUACUGCCUAUUGUAAGCGUGUUGAAUGAAUCAUGGCUAGAAAUGACACUGUAUAACCUCCUGAAGAUCAAACCUCUUGUUAGCAGACUCCAUCCAACCCGCCUGUCCUCUCUCUCUCUUUUUAGUGAUACAGUUGGGGACCAUUACGGUGAUUCCAUUAUCUCCUCCUCGCUGUCCUCCAAGGGAUCUUCUUAACGUCAUUCAUUGCCAUUUAAUUUGUGGCCAAGAGUAUAAUGGCCCUGCAAAAUUGGAUGGCGCAGUCCUGUUCCUACACAGGAGGGUGCUGUUAUGGAUAAUUGUUGAUUGUCAGAUUGCAUCUCGUUGAAGAGCGGUUAUUAAAGAAGUGUUGUGGCAUGUUUUUCCACACACAGUCAUAACCCUAAAGCAAGUGACAACAGGGUUUCUUGUCCUCCUCUUGGAGUCAAUUGUAAUGUCACAAUCAAACUAAUGAGUGGAUCUAUUUUUGUGGUCUACAUGGGUGGGGUCGCUGCAGUUCUCCCCAAUUAAUCCCUCAAUUGCCCCUGUGGCCACGGAAAAUGUAAAACAGCUAAAUGAGCCAGUGUAAGAUAGAGUCUUCACCAUAGUUUAAUGCCCUUAUCUGUACAGCUCUGCAUUAAUUCCUCUGUAUGAUUAACGGCGGGUACCUGAGUCAAAGUGAGCGAGAAAUGAGUUCAUGGAGGGAUAACGGUGUUCAUGCAGCUCCUCACACCUGCUGUGGCAACAGAACAAAACAGCGUGAUUAUUUUCAUCGGACGAGUGUUGUGUUACGCUUCACUGGACUUUUCCGCCUCACUGUUUGAUGUAUGUUUUGAGAGGCAUCUUCGCCGUAAUACAUGCACCAUGUUUGGAGGUGGCUACACGUAAUCCCGGGUCAUAUGGGUGCACACCACACUUUGUGAUGUACAUUUAAAGUAAUGGCAUGCAUGAACAUGAGUAUGAAUGGGGCCUACUUGAGGCAAUGCAUCUGCUGCUUAAUGAGAUGGGUUCAUCCUUACCUCCCGCAUUUUUGCUGUUGAUGAAUAAGCUCCGGUGCACAGAAGGGUCAUAUUAAAAAGCCCCUAGCCUAUUGCACUCAGUGCUAUAACAUAUUAUCUGUUGUCCCUUUAUUUCCUCCAUAAACCGAUUAAGUCUUUAGAGCAUCAUGGAAUCACCACUCAGUUUUACAAUGUUUUCAAGAAGGAGGAGAAUCCCAGUAAGCUGAAGCAAUCAGAGAGCCAGAAAAGAGGCCGGAUGGUCCUUUUUUUGGAGAGAUUCAGGACGUUUUUUCAUCAGUUUUUUUAAAUCUCUCACUGAUCUUCAGGAGUUAAGAUUCAGUCAAUAAUUCAUUUUAUUUUAAUGUGGGCAUAAAUUGUACAUUCCUGCAUAUUUGAAGAGUUUCAUCCCAAAGUGAAAUGUAAUUACAAAAAGACUCAUGUGCUUAUUUCAUAUUUAAUAAGAGAACAGAGAGCGCUUGUCUCGUUUUGCUCAGGCUGUCAUUUUAGAUUUCAGACUGUAACAUUCGGCUGUGUGAAGUCUGGAUAUAGUGAGUGUAGACAGUUAUAUUUCCGGGAAGAAAAAAAAAUGCCUCAGUCCAAUAAAUCACUUUGUAAACAAAGCCAAUACUGCUGAGACGAGGGCUCAACAGGGGUUGCUGCCCAGAUGCAGGCCAUAAAAAAAUGUGUCAAAUUUAUCAUAAAAACGCCCAGGGAGAUUUGACACCAGUGUGGGUAAUUCUUUCAUCUCAUGGAGGAAGAGCAGUGCAGUGGUUUAUUUUUUGUCUACAGGCAAAUCACUAACAUCAUAAAUCCCUGCAUGUUAGCUUCCCAGAGUUUGUGUGUGUGUGUUUUACUAAAUCAAAAAAAUAGGGAUAUGAAAUGGACAGCACUGAGUUGAAAAGUUAGACAAAAACCAGAGCAAAACUAAAUCAAAACUUAUGCAAUACAUUAUAAACAACUUUUCCGUACCUCUCUUUGCAUUUUUGUAGAGCAAUGAAUUGAUCAACUCUUUCUUUAUGGAGUUUCAAAUCUAAAGUCAAGAUCGUACUUACAGAGACCUGCCAGUUAUUCACCUAAGAGCAAGUACAUGGAAACACUGAUAAUGAAAAACUUACCUAACAAGGGUCCUGUCAUUUGUAGGAUGAAUAAAACAUUUAAAGACUCAAAGAAUCAACUGUAAAACUUGAAAAAUGGCAACAUGAAAUGCUGAAAUGUGGGUGUGAUUUAUGGCCACCCCGACAGAUCCAAGUGUUUUUCACAUUUGAAACUGUCACAGUGGCAAAGAAAAACUCCCUUUUAACAGGCAGAAACCUGGAGCAGAACCCAGCUUAUGUAAGACAGUCAUCUGCUGCUACUGCAUUGGGUUUAGAUAGAGAAAGAAAGAUGGACAGAGGCUAGAUUGAUGUAUGUAGUUGAAGCAGUUGGAAAAUAGGGAGGACCAUGACAGCAAAACGUCUACAGCAGCAUUCAGAGGAACCUACGGCUUGAUGGAGCUCAAGGACUCCCAGAAAAGACUUUGGAUUAGUGACUUUAAUAGGACAUGAUGAUUUAAAGUCAAUAGUACCAACAGAAAGAAACAGUAUUUUGGUCACUGCAGUUCCCAACAACCUGACCAUGUUACCUCUUUUCACUUUGAGCAGGGUUCAAGUCCCCCACCCAUAAACUGAUCAUGGAGAGAAGAACAUCGAAGACAGCAAAGUCAUCUUACAAAUUAAAGAAAUUCUACACCAACCGCCAGCUUAAACAAAGUGCAAUAUCCUAAUGAUUUUAUAAUUGAAGAGAGCAAUGAAUGAAUGAGCAGUAAGUUCAGUUAAUUGGACAUGCAAGAGACAGACAAUGACCACCCACAGGAAAAAAAAUCAAAAACAGAGAGAGGCAGCCUGCUAACAAGAGCUCAUAAAUUUAAUAAACUCUCCCUCUUAGAAGCUCAAUGUCAGAAGGAAAGACGUGAGUUUGUUGAAGAAUUUCUGUCUUUAAAAAAAAAAAACAUUGCAUAAGCACAAGAGCAGCUUCCAUCAAACCCACUUACUCUGUAAGGGACUGAAAAUAUCGAGUUGCGUCGCCUCCUAGAGAAUUAAAAUGAGAGUCAUGAAGAAAUAUCUUUGUUAUAUACAUUUUAAAAUGGGGAUACUUAUUGUAUACCUUUACCUACUGAAUUGAGCACAUUUAUUCCUUAUCAACAACAACAAGACUCUCUACAGGUAACAAAAUGAGGUUGCAUUGUAAAACAUAAUCUAAAAAAGGUUCAAGUGAACUUGGUAGACCUCUACCAGACAGGCAGAAACCCUCAGUGGGACCAGACUGAUCAGAGGGCAGCCAUUUGCUGCACUCAGGCUGGACUAGGAAAAAACUGGUUAAAGUGAAAGACAGAGAGAACGAGUGACAGGAAGAUGUAUGGGCAUCAACAAAAUAACAACGAACAAUAAAGACCUAGCAAUAUUCUUUUUUUAUUUAUUUAUUUGUAUCACAACUCCAUGAUGCAUGAUUAUUGUAUACUCCUCUGUGAUAAUACAAUCUAACAGGCAUCCCACACAGAUCCAAUGUGACAGUGUUUUCCAAAGCCAAACAGUGAAAGAGUCAUAAAACCCAAGCUGUGAGCCUUCCACCCUCGACACCUGCAGAGCUGGUAGCACCUGCGCCAACAGCAGCCUCACACCACAGAAUCUUAAUGGAGCUUCCUCUCCUCCGUAGCUGCUGUCAAAAACACUGAGGAUUCUUCUUUUUUUGCUAUGACAGGAUAAGAACUCUUCAGAGCAAGACGCAGGACUCAGAAUGAGAUGUUUUCCAACAUGAAAAAAACAACAGCACAGAAAUAAGAUAUGUUUAAUAUAUGAAGACGAAAGUAAGAGAAAGAGCCAUCAUUGCUUAGAAGUCUGAGCGCUGCAGUUCACUCUGAGCUGCCAUACUUAGUCUGCUUUGAUUUUAAAAACACUGACCUGUCUCUUCUUAUAACCACAGUCUACUCUGGGAAAUAUGUAGUCAGAAGGUUUGUGAUGUACCAAGAGGGCAGACUCAGUCAUCCAUUGAAAGUAAUCAAAAUUUUAAAACACAUGACUAAAAAUAACCAGCACAGGGAGUGCUGGUUUGAGACCUGGGGCAGGGUGCUUUGUUUUUCUUUUCAGUAGCCAUGUUAAAAAUGACCUGGAGUAAUGUUAAGUAUGUAUCUCUAUUUUAAACAUGAGUAAAGACACAUAUCAGUACAAACAUUACGGAUGACACUUAAAGGUGCAGUGUUUCGUAAUCAGCAGGGUUAUUAUCGUUAAUUAACAUUAACGAAAUGACAAAAAGUAGAAUUGAAAAACGUUUUUGUUAACUAACUAAAUAAAAACUAAAAUUGGAAGAAAAAAAAAGAUAACUAACUGAAACUGUAUUGUGUGUUUACAAAACAAACUAAAAUGUAUUAAAAUUAAAUUAAUAAAAAUCCCUUUGUUUUCAUUUUUGUCCAUUUCGGAUUGAUAUAAAAUUGUUAUAUUUCGUUUAUAUAUGUUAAUUGAGACUGGUAUGUCAACAAGACUGUGUGAGUUGAUUGCCUUGAAAAAGUUUCACUUGAGCCAAAUUUUAAAUUACCAGGUGCUGCACGAGUAAAUAACCAUAUUGCCAAGUAUGAAAAACAAACGAGUAUUAAAACUAAUAAUUAAACUAAAACUAAUCAUUUAGGAAAAAAUAAAAACUAAUAAAACCAAACAAACCCGCUCUAAAAACUAGUUAAAACUAACUGAAUUAGAGGCAAAAGAGUCCAAAUGAAUUAAAAACUAAACCAUAAUGAAAAAUCCAAAUGUAUUAUAACCUUGGUAAUGUAACAUUCAUAAGUUUAUUGAAAUCAAUGGUUGAUCGCUGGAGUAUAGAAAAAUAGUUGUUUUGUAACUUAUCUAUAUUGCUGCACAUUUCUGCACAGUUUCUUGAAGCUAAGAAACCUUGAGGUAUUUCUUCAGUCAAAAACAACUCUAAAUCAUUGAAGAUGGGUAGAGAACAUCUCAGGUUAUGUGAUAUGUAAUCAGCAUAUUAUAUGUGUGUGUAGACUUUCUGUGUCUGAGCUAAAAAGUUAUUGAACUGGAACAACUUUUAUGGAUUACUUUUAAGGACCUAAAAAAACAACAAAUGCAAGAGUAAAAAUGAGCUCGUACUUUUAGCAUACUAGUAACAACCUUUGGUGUUGCUGCAACUUGAGGUAGCCUCCAAAAGGCCAAAGAAACCUCAUUAUAAAAUGUACAGCAAGAUCAAAUAUGUUUACAGCCAGAUUCAGAAGACUGUUUUGUUCUCUAUUCCCCAAACUACAGACAGCUGUCUUUGAAGCUGAAAAGGCAGAUUUCCUUUAUGGAGUUUGGGGCUUUUUUUCUGCAAAUUGACAAACUAUAAAAUCAUAAAAGCUACAUUAGGGCAAACACUUAAAGAUCUUCAAAAGGGAACAUUUAUGAGGAUAAUGAAAGAAAGCUUAUUAAAAUGUUAACCAUGUUAGUGUAUCAUUUGCCAAAUAAUCAAAUUAUUAUUUCAGGCCGAUUUUCAUCUCUGGGAACAAUUAACCUCGAUUGCAACUUGUAAUUUUUCUAAAGUUCGAGUCUCCUUAUCCACUGAGUCUUUCAUUUCCUUCCAAAAUGCGUUGUGUUGUUUGGCCUUUUGUGAAAAUACAAUCACAAAGGGAUGGAUUAUUAAUUUGCUCAAGCGCAAAACAUGGUUUAAUUUCCAUGGUGAGAGCUGGUGACAGCCUCAAUUGUCCUCUCUACUCUGUGUUAAGAAGGAACAUCUCAUUUUGUGUAAACUUGGGUCAUCAUAUCAACAUGAUGGUUGUGUUCCUGCCAGUGCUUGAAAGACCCCUUUAAGGUAGAACAAAGAACGAACCUUAUCUAAAAAUGGACUGCGAAACCUGUGACAAUAGAACUGUAAUGGAAACUCUUGCAAAAUGCAUCAGUCAUAGCUCCCACACUUACACACCACUCCUCUCCUUUUUGUGUUUAAUCCUCAGCAACAAGCUCCCAUCAAGAUGCUGUCACUUUCUGCCCACACUCUGUCUCUUCUCUCUUUCAUCUUUGAGCUCUACCUUCCUUCCUCCACACAUAAACUGUCUUUUUCCCUCCUUCAGACCUCCCUCCACCUCUGUGCGUCACUCCUCAGUUUUCAGUUUGUGUUUCUCCUGAUUUAAAUACAUCCAGAUCUCAGAUUCCAACUUGCAGUAUUAUUGUGGUGUAAAGUGUAAGAGGAAGACACACAAAACCUGUGUUGUAUAUAAUGUACAAGAAAAUCAAGAUCACUGCAAGAUCACAAUCAAUGCAGGUGUAGAACCGUCUGGCUCCCCAAUAACAAUAAAUUGAACAGUCAGUAACUGAUAUUGUACAUUGUAUGUGAAUAAUGUUUGCACAGUAGUAAUUAGGGGUGUACACCUCUCCUUUAUGAGACAAUCCAAUCCAAGCCUUUAUGGCCACCAAACCUCAAAGAAACUCUUACACUAGGUAAUUGAUCGGUUCAUAUCACACUUUUAAGGUAAAUGGUUAAUGGACUACUUUUACAAAGUGCUUUCUCUGGACUACUUGAAGUGCUUUUGCAUGUCACAUUCACACCGCACUCACACUUUGAUGCCAGAGGCUGCUAUGUGUAGAGCCCAACAGUUUUUGGCUAAUACUAUGGCCAGUGGAGGCAGGUGGGGUCAAGUGUGAUGUCCAAGGACAUGCAGGCGUGUGGACAGCUCAGGGAUCAAUCCCCUGUCCUUCUGAUUGGAUACGACUGACUCCCAAGGCCCAAGGAUUUCUAACUUACACAAUUAGGACUCUGUACUAGGGCUGCAGAGUCCUGGUCAACCGGUCAACUUAUUGGUCGAUGUGUGCUGAGUCGACCAAAAUUCUGAUAGGCCAACUCAAUUUUUUUCUGCGUUAAUUUACAGUCCAUGGUUAAUUUCAUCAGGAGGAACGUACCAAAUGCUUGUGUGGGGGUGUUUUCAGAGCACCCCAUUUCACAGCUAGCAGCCUGUCUCCGAACACCCCCCUUGUUUUCACCAUUUUGGAUUUACCCAACCCACUGGAGACCAAGAUAAUGGUCAAGAUUGAAGAGCGUCCACGUUUUUUAAUGUCCGGUGGUUAAUAUUUAUAUUUUAGCCUUUUGUGUUUUAUGGCCUUCUUGUGCUAAUAUCAGUAUAUUUUUCACCCACUAAGCCACGCUCCACCUAGCUGCAUCGUCCCUUGCUGCAGAAGGGUUUGUCAUCUGAUUAGUCGAUCUUUGGUCGAAAAUUUCAGGGUGCUAGUCGACCAAGAAUUUCUUUGGUUGAUUACAGCUUUACUCUGCGCAUCAAUAUAGUUAAAGUAGUUAUGAAGUAGUAAAGUGGUAAAGCAAUAGUCCGUAGUUAUGCAUAUUGCAUGAAAGACAAUGGACAUGCACAGUAGACAGUGCUAUUGUAAAUCACGUAAUGCAAAUUUCACAUUUUUGUGCACAGUAAGAGAUACAUAAUAUUCUGGUUAAAGAUACAAUACUGUAUAAUUCAUUGUUAAAAAUGUGUUUUUUGCACAUUUGGGAAGAUCCCAAAGGGUACUGUUAAAGAAAGGUACGUCCAAGUUCUAAUUUAAACACCCCAUAAAGUGCAAUGGCAUGAAAGGACACAACUAAAUCCUUAGAGAAGUUGGCAGACAAGAUGGCAGGAUAUGAGGAUGAAAAAGGAUAAAAACCUUCUCAGGACAAUGGCAUUUUUUCUGCAGAGCAUUAGUGCAAAAAGGAAGAUCUGUGUCUUUUCCUUUAAGCUGGAGCUACAGUCUGACACCCAACGUUCACCUUUGCAUCUUUCCCCUCUUUGUAAGCCCUUUUUUGAUCUAUUACUCCAUAUCACAGUCAUCUCUUGUCUCUGAACUGUUUGUAGUGUUAAAUCAUCCCGCAGAAGCGACACGAUUUACUUCAUUAAGUGUAGGCAGAGUGCACCGCUUCACUGGAGAGUAAGGGUAAGAGUCUGUCCUCAUGGGCUCUAUCAAUAACCAUUAAGGAUCUUCUCUCAUUAGACCAAACCUCAUAGGCCUCCAGGGCUUGAGAAAUGGCUCCCGCCGUCUGAUGUGAUGGAGUAGAUGGCAUCUCCGCUGUUUGGAAAUGCAAAUUGUAAUACUUAUUAUCCUCCCAGGGAUGAUGUUUGCCACCAACGAAAUGUACACACAGCCAUAUCCCCACUCAACCUAUGUGUUUAAUCAAGAAGAACCUGACUCCUCCUUUAUUAAAAACUCAAAGUUUGCUCCUAAGUACCUCCCCUUUAAAUGCUCUACUUCUCCUCCUCUUUAUAUACACACACACCUUGUAUCCAUUCAGCAUAUCCAAGCUGCUGCAGCAUGAUUAUUCAUCUGAAAAUGAGGCUGGCAGGGCUGCCGUGGCGUGAUGGGAGCGUUUCCGGAUGAUGACUUAGGAGUCCUGCAGCUUCUCUGCCAAGAGCAGGGAAUUCAGACUUAAUCAGGGCAAAGACCCCCCUCCCUCAUGUUUCUCCCAGAGAGCACCACAGGGUCGAGACCAAAACAGGAAUAGAACGAGAGAGUCAAAGUCUAGGCGAAGUCACGCACACUCUUUCUCCCUCUGUUUUUCCUCGCAGGGAGCCCGAGGUUUUCUCUCAUGAGUGAUGGGUUCAUUUUAGAGCUAUUGGAGAAACUUUUCUCUUUCACUCAGAGAGGAGACAUUAGUUAGAUUAGCUUUGUUCCAGUCUAUCAGCCCUAUCGAAACUCUUAUCUCACCCUCUCUCACACACACAAGUGCAUAAGCUGUUCCAAGUUUUCACACACUCAGGUUUCUGUCCAUCCAUCACAGAGGAGCCAAGCCAGAAAGUUAGCUCUGCAGCAGGCCUCCAGGCCCUCAGUUUGCCCCUGUCCACAGGCCAUGGUCACACCAAGGAGGAGGAGGAGAUGGCUAUGAUCAACCCUGAUCAAUAAUACAUCGGCUGCAUUAAGGCUUAUGAAUAAGUCAUGGACAGAAAGAAAGAACCAAGUUGUCAGAACACACACACACACAGCCAAGUGAUCUUUCACUCGGGCCAAAGAAGAUGAGCCGACAAAAAAAGAGAACAAAGCUCGGGUUUAAACUUGUGGUGAAUUUAUCACCCACCCUCUCACUGACAUUUUGUUGCAUGCUGAAAUCUCCACUCUGUCUUCUUAUCCUAUUCACUGCCAUUCUCUCUUUCUCCCUCUCUUUCUCUCUCUCUGCCUCAAGUAAUGGCCUUUCUCCUGCGGGUGGAAUAAAUAAGUUAUUACAUCCAUGUGUCCUUAGGCUCAGCAAAGACCUUUUGAAUAUAAAUAGUUCAUUUACCACCAUAGUGGGGCCACACGUUGUGCAAAAUAAUACACUCGUAAUUACCUCUCUUUUCUAUAUUUUUUUAUCUCAAAGAGCAGGGAGACCGUUUUGGUUGACUGAAGAUGCAACACCAAAUUGCCUUUACACAAAGAAGUCCCCGACGUUACACCCCGAACACCAUUUGCAGGGAGGUGUGUGCGCGCACCGAGCCAUUUUUGAGCACUCUGCUGACAAGAUUGAAUGAUCAGCUGGUGUAAUAGUGUAGGUAUUUGAAUACUGAGUAACACUGAUGUAGGACAGGCAAACCAAGUGGUGUGCUUGUUGCGAAUUGGGAUUGGAACUGUGUAUUUAAAUAAUUUAUGUCUUGGCUAGUGUCCCCAGAGAGUGGAAGUAACUAUACAGCUGCUAACCAUGUAUGUGAGUGUGUGGUGUGUGUGUUCACAUUCCAACAUUAUCAAUUCUUUUGGCAGUCAGUGAGUUGGCAUUUGCUGUGUGCGUGUGUGUGUGUGUGUGUGUGUGUAUGCAUAAUGCAGCUGCUGUAGUAAAAACCUGUAAGUAUUGUUUAUGACCUGACCACAGAGCAUUUUGGAGUGAAUCCAUUUCAUCUUAAAGGGCCAGCAGCACCCUUAAAAAGUUGUAUUUCUUUGUUUAUACGUUGUGUGAACAGGUGCUCAUGUAUGCACACACAUCUGCGUCUGCUUUCUGAGUCCAUGCCCUGAUGCGCGUUUGUGUUGUGAUGAUGUGCUCCAGGAGGACGUGCGAGGAAGGGAAAAGGAAGCAGCUCUUUGUUUUCUGCCAACAGAAGUAUGUCAGACAGAGAUACUCUGGGAACCACGCUCAGAAAGACUUCGCUGCCUAUUAACCGAUGUGUGGAUAUUUUCUCAGAGAUUGUUCUGCGUGGAAGCAGAGCCGGAAAACGGAGGCGGCGGAGGUGGGAGAUUGUUGAAGCAAGAGAUGGAGGGGUUUGUGUAGAGAGAGAGAGACCACAGAGUAUUACAAGAUACACAACUCAGAUAUGGCAUGAUAGAUUAUGAAAUUAUUUGCAUCACUGUGCUGAUAUUUUUGGUAUUUUUAAUAUUCUGCUCAGCCGGCUCUGUUUUCUUUACACAAACAUGUUGGGGGAAGUGUAAAGCCUUGCAUGGAGAGAUUUGAUUCCAGUAAAAAACAACGGUGACAAGUGUGAAAAUUAAGAAUAACACACUGCAGGAGGAACACACUCAAAUGUUUCUGUGUUAGCGCAGGCUUAUCCUUCUUUUCCUUUUAAAUCCACUUUUCCGUUGUAGAAACAAACAGAGAAAGCGGACUAGUACUGAUGCUGAUGAUACUCGUUCUUGUUCUUGUUUCUCAUGACCCUUAGUAGCCAAUCCAUCAUUUAAAAUGUUUGGACAUAAACAUAAACAGACUUAUUUUAAAGGUUCAGUGUGUGGAUUGUUUUUUGUUUUGAUAUCGUUUUAUGUCUUUGAUUUUAAAUGGUUUAAAUUACUCCUUUUUUUUAUUUCUUAUGUAUGUCCUUGCAUCUGUAAAGCACUUUAAAUAGCCUUGUGUAUGAAUGGUGCUGUACAAAUAAACUCACCUUGCCUAGAAAUGAGAAUACUUAGCAAUAUCCAGCAGUCAGAUUCUUGAUUAAAAUGCUCCCUCUGUUCAUAAAGCAGUGGUGGCCUCAGAGGAGAAGUAGCUCCUGCUGUGGUGCAGAGGUACAAUCCUUCCUCUAGUGCUCAAGAUUUUGCCAUCAAAAAUGUCUGUUAUUAUGAAUAAUCCUAUGCUCAACCACCACUGCUAUGAUUCUUUAUCUGUGGCCUUCUGAUGAAAACCAAAACAUGACUGUUAAGAGUUUUGUCUAUCCUGUGCUGCUGUAAAAAUAAGAUUUUCAUUUAGAUUUAGGUUAUUAUACACCAUAUUUGAACUUACUGACAGAUAUUUUAUUCCAUUUCCUCUAAGUCUGUUCUGUAGGGGUGUUCCAACAAGGGUACCUCACGAUUUAAUUCGAUUUUGAUUAUGGGAGCUUCGAUUCUUUGAUUAUAAUGACUUUCGAUUUGAUUAAUGGUGCCACGAUUCUUUGAUUAUUGCCAUUUUUAAUACUUUUUUUCCACACAAGAUUGAUUUUGUCUUCAUCUGUGGCUAUAUUUGUAAAUGAAUAGCCUUUCAAUUAACUCAGUUCCUCUAAAACGACACUCAAUAAGUAAAUAAGGUUUUUUGAACAUUUGACUUUUUUAAAGACACAAAAUAUUUGAUUUUAUGAUUCUAUGACUGUUAUGUAAACAUUUGCAUUUAGACCUACGUAACUUAAACUGGGAAGUUUGGAGACAGUCUCCAGAAUGGUCCUCUGUGUGGCGGGCAUGACCGGAGGAGCCUUCUCUGUUUCGGGAUUAAGGCGUACAAGGUGCUGUCUUACGUUUCUGGUGUUGCUGAGGUACUUUAUUUUUGAUUUGACAGUCGCGUAGGUCUUGUCAGUUGUUUUGUUUGCUCUCUCAAAUCCAAAGUACUUCCACACGGUUGCAGUCAACCCUGGUGGCGAGGGAAUUGGACGCUCUUUGGAGACUCCUGAAGCUGUUGCCAUUUUGCAAAGAAACUGACGUGCUCUGUUUGUUGUGGUCCCGCUCACUAAACAGUGCAGGUGGAGCGAGCAGUAAGAUUCCAGUUGCGUGUUUUUUUUUCUUCCAGCCUUGCGGCAAAGCAUAAAUGUUAUUAUUUAUUUUUUAAUUUAUUUUAAGCAUUCAUUAAUAAAUCAAUGUGGAAUUGUCACGUGAAUCAUCGUGACGCAUCGACGCAUGGAUGGAAUUUCACACACCUCUACUGUUGUGCUAAAUGCUGCUAGAUCCUUCACACUACACCUUUAAGCAGUAACAACAUCUUUCUUCUCUUUCCCUCCUCUUCCUAUAUAUAAACCUGUACAUCAGUAUGACCUUAAAGAUCUGAGCGAAAUAAUCCUGUCUUUGUCUGUUAUUGAAAUUCACAAAUCUAAAUAUAAACUCUUUGCCAAAGGUCACAGAGGCGAUUGUUUUCAAAGAAACAUUUGAGUGGUGAAAUUAGAUGGCACAGCUCUCAAGUGCAGCGACUCUUUAUUGAAUUAAACAGCAUGCAGAAAAAAAUGUGUGUGUGUUUGUGUGUGAGUUUGAACAAACAUGCUGACAUAAGUCUUCUGAAAAUAGAUGUGCUUUAGAUGUGGAAGGAAAAUAUCACAAUAAAACAGAUGGAUGGAGGUAUGUGACAAGUUUGCAGAAGAGUUUCGCUGCACAGGGAGGAGCAGUCCUCCAUCACCCUCGUGACACCGUCCAAUUAGAGCGUAUGAUGAGUGCAGACCGUCUCCAGUGAAAUUAAAUCUAUCAGCCAGGCUCGGAUUGCUACAGGUCCCUGCGAUUUAGCUCUCACUUUGUCUCUGUCAGUGCAGAGCUGCUAAUAUAAAACCGACAGUAUGGAUGAUUUCUACUUAAGGCACAGCUUGAUUGAAGCUGAUUACAUUUCACAAGGGCUUAUUAUACUUCCAUAAUAGUGGAGGGGGGUGAUUGAGCAGCUGUGUGCAGGUGUUGCAAAAAAAAGGGGCAGAAAAAGAGAGCUGAUUUGUCUCAAUUAUUAUUUUUUUUUCUUUUGCAGGCUGCCUGAGCCGAGAGCAAACCCCGUGGACCCUCGAGAUUUUGAAGACAAUGAUUCUGGACCAUCUAUGGACCACGCCCCCUGAUAACCAGCACACCAGCCUCCUUACCAUCCACCUGUCCUUUAGAGUUUGUCUCUGUCAGCUGUCAGCCUGGUCCUCUCUCUGUCAGCCAUCUCCCUUUUCCUCCUCUCCCCUCCCCUCCUCCCCCCCGUCAAGCCUGCUGGCGGUGAACUGACCUUGAAGAAAGGCUGCUGUGACAAAUAUGGAUGGUCGCCCUCUUUCUGCUCUCCAACUUUUUUCUUUUUUUUUUGUAAAGAAAUUUCUCGCUGGCUUCUAACUUUCUUUAAUUGAAGUGAGCGAAGUUGUGUGCAAUCAAUUACCAUCAGGCUCAAUUUCCACAGCCAGUCACAUCCUUGGCUUUCUGGUAAGCCUGGCUGACUCAGACCCACAAUGAGCCAUGUGGAGCAUCUGUUAAGCCCAACAGAUGUCAGAAAUUGGAAAACUCUGCAACACUUCAUUUACUCCCAGAAUCAUUUUUUUUUCGUCUCUGUCUGCUUGACGAGCAUUUGGGACUGUUUAAAGGGAAUGUAUUUUAAACCACAAUGCCUUACAAUAUCAAAAGAUUUAUACAGAUUUCUUGAGUGUUGUAUUUUUAUUGUAAAAAAAAAAAGAAAUGUAAUUUUUUAGCCUGUCUUCUUUAAAGAUGUCUCUUGUGCUGCCCAUCAUCUUGUUGCCUUCCCCUCGACUUUCCCCUGGCCUACCUGCUGAUUUCUUGCGCUUGUAGACUUCAGCACACUUCCUCAUGUGCUUGUCAGAUCUAUUAUCAGAAGCGGGGGACAUUUUGACACCUAUUGAUUUCAUGAAUGCUCCUGAAUCUUUGUUAGGUAAGAAAUCGAACUGUAAUUUGACUGUGCAAAAUAGCACACCCGCAGUAUCAGCUUUCUAUGUACUAUAAUGUAAAGGCUCAUUACUCCUAGCCAAUCUGCAGGGUAUGACGAAUUACAGACCAGUGUGUGUAUGUGUGUGUGUGUGUGUGUGUGUGUAUGGGCACUUUUUACCUUGGCUGGCUAAGCUAUAACUAUCCCUCACCUCUGCACAUCAGCCUGUAUCAGCAGUUUGUUUUUAAUGUGACUUAUUCCAUUGCCUUAAAUUUGGAUUUGAAAGCAAUGUCACCCAUAAUAUGUGUGGCAUGUUUGACAACAACAUGAUUUCACAGCUGCUGCACUGCACUAAGAUGCACUGAGAGUUGUAUGCACACCCAAGGGAAAUGUUGGACUGUCAGCAGCCUCUUGAAACGACUCCAACAGCUCUUUUUUUUUCUAGAGAAACAAAAGACGAGAGUGUGGCUGUCUGAUGUUCACCCUUGUUUUUAUUUGUCUAUUUUUGUCUUAAACCUAUAAAUAAAAAGCCUCUUUUUAGAUUGGAUGUUGACGGUGACAUUUAAUUUACAUUUAAGAGCUUUUCCGGCUUUUUUUUUUUCUGUCUAUUUUCUUUUGUGAAACCCAACCACAAAAAAAAAAAAAAGUCAUACAAAGCACUAUUUGAAGAUAAAGUUUACAAGUAUGUGAGGAUGACUGGGAAAAACAAGACGUGCUUUAAAGGAGACACAUUUCACUCAUUUUCACCCCUUUGAUUAAAGCAGUUAAAGGGAUGUUCCAGUGUAAAUUUAAGUUAUGAUCAAGUCAAGUACAAGUGGACCCCCCCAAGUGCAGCGAAUCAUUUUAAUGAAGUAACAAUCAUCAUAAUGAUCAUUUUAUACUGCAGACACAGUAGUUCUUCUGCCUCAGCGUCUCAGUCUGAUUGCAUUUCCGUGAAGUAAUAAUCAUAAAUGUUCUUCCUUGAGCUGCGAAACUCCACUGCAGUCAGUGAUGGACUUGUCCGAGGUCUCCCUACAAACAAGCGGCUUCUGGAAGAGAGUAGGUGAGUUGUGUUUAGUCUCUUUGCUAAAGAAACCAGGCAAAGCUAAAAAGAUGUUUGAUGGCUAGUACUAUGGCUGGGACCCUAUAUGUACCGUUGAUGAAAUUAGGUGCUGUUCUGAGCAUUAUUGUGGCUAUAGAGUGGCUUUUUGGUUGAGGUUUGCGCGUGGAGAGGUAGACCGUUGUGUAUUGCUAUAGUGCAGUCGUUACUAAAGUUGGUAGAAACUAGAAAAGCAAGCAAUCGUCUACAUUCAUCUCUUGAGGAGGUGUCUAACUCUGUGUUGAGGUGUAAUUAAACAGAACUUAAAUUUACGCCAGAAUAUCCCUUUAAGGACAGCUUUAAAGCAGUUUUGCAUGAGUUGCAGCUCAGAUUAAUUAGUUAUUUAGCUGAUACUGGUGCUUGUGGGUGUUACUUUACACACAGCUUUGUGGUCAUUAAACAACACCAGAGGUAUGCCUAGACACUUUGCUGUCUAUUUAGCCCUAAUAUGAUGUGUUUGCUAUUGCUACAUUACCUGUCGUUAAAAUCAGCCAAUUCACAACAGAGUUAUCUCAAGAUGCUUAACAAAAAACCUGGCCUCAACCAUACCCUACUUACAAGGACCCAGUGUAAAGAUGGGGUAAGAUUGAACCCUUGUGAGAUCAGACCCGCUACCAGCCCAUUGUCACCCAUGAGUGUAACACUUUGAUAAAAUGACCUUAGUUUGAUUUAUUGAAGAGUAAAGUCAGCAGUGAUAGCAUUUGUAUUGAUGAAGUUAAAGUAGGUAAUGGGGUUUGAAAUAAGAACAAUUGAAAAAUACAGUUAACAUUAGCUUUAUAACUGAUAGAAAUGGAGAGACUGAUGCUAAUAAAUCAAUAUUAGCUCAGUAACAGUGUUGAAAAUGGUGGGACUGAUGCAUGUGGUUGUAGCUGUGGGCAGGUCCAUGACAGCAGCGAUCCAGAGGAACUUAUCGCAUGAUGGAGCUCAGGAACUCGCUGAAAAGACUGUUUUAGUGACUGUAAUGGGACAUAAUGAUUCAAAGUUAAUGACACAGGCAGAAAGAAUAUAAGGAAGGAGAGAAAGGUGCUCAAUGUGCCAGUACCCCAGCAGUCUAAACCUAUAGCAGCAUAACUAAGAGCUGGCCAACACCUGAACCAGCACUAACUAUAAUUUUACUUACAGCAUGUGGUUCUGAGGUUUUUAUAGAUGGAACAGUCCCUGGUUUUAAUAGCAGUAGAAAUGCAAGUCCAGCUUUUGCUAGUCUUUAUAUGAAAAGGCAUAACCAGCAAAGAGGAGAAAGAGAAAAGAAAAUACAUUUGGUGAUUACACAAACAUCUGGGUGUUUGUUAUGAUAGUGAAACUUGGCCAGGGUUUGGUACUGUAAAACCAUUUGUGUUACAAUAGGUCUGCUUUACAGAAAAACAAGGGAUAGUUUUCCAGUUUUCCCCUAUCAAAAUUCAAAGCAGCAAAGCUAUUCCAGAUAGGACUGGGAAUUGGAGAUUUGUGAACAAAAGGAGCAGCAGAGCUCUUCAGGGUCUCCACUGCUCCACAGAUGCAUUAAAAUGCAGACUGGUUUCAUGCCUACACACCCAGACAAGCCAGAACCUACUUUCAUCAAGUCAAAGCCUAAAUCCCAAAGCCC
Molecule: messenger RNA, 68447 nt
Organism: Xyrichtys novacula (pearly razorfish)
Lineage: Eukaryota; Metazoa; Chordata; Actinopteri; Labriformes; Labridae
Source: the annotation of a GenBank genome assembly